AGUCUCUCUCUCUCUCCCGCACUUUGUGCUCCGAAUAGCUGUGUGUACUUGGUGUGUUGGUGCAGGUGAGCUGCUGUCUAUGGGCCCCUGUGCUAAUGUAGGAGCACCCCCGGGGCAGGGGUUAAUGUAGCUGGCAGAGUGGCAGGAGACACAUGGCAUUGUUAAUUGGGCUGAGAUUCACAGCGAGCACAGUGAUUCCCCAGUGGGCAGCGUUUACAGUGUAUAGAACUUGCUACAAUACACCUAACAGUAUGUGAUGCUUCUAAUAAUUCUAUUUAUAUAUUAAAUUAUAUCAAUGUUCCACGUUCCUUCGGGCAAACUGCCCUCUAGUCUGGCUAGUUGCUGGCAGCCCUGUGUAUUGGUAAAUGAGUGCCAGAGGUAUAAAGUUUGUUAUUAGGGGGAGUGGCACUGUCAGUAUGUAGCUCAUGGCUAAACAUAGCAGGACACCAGCCUCUCACUCUGAAUUGUGCUGCAUAACAUAUGAGAUUAGUCACUGGUACACAGGUCUGAGUUAUAUUUUUUUCCUAGGAGACUUCCACUUCUGCCGAUAUGGGGUCCAUUCACUUGCCAGUGAACUGGGUUAUUCGCUAACUUGUGAAAUGCCUGGAAUUCAAAGUGAAUUUCAAACUUUAGGCCAAAAUUAUACAAACUGGAAACAUACCUACGUUUUUCCAUGUUGGCUAUUUGGCCCAAAAUUUGAAAUUCACUUUGAAUUCUAAGCAAUUUAUACUUUAGUGAGUAACCCUGCGUGUCAAAAAUGGCACACGUGGGAAAAUUCUUCAACCCUGCUGUACCAAUAGCUUGGCUAUUUUAUUAAAAUGUUAAAAUAAUUUCAAUUUACUGAUCAGUGAAUAAACCCCUAUAUGUGCUUACAUGUUUAACAUACACUAUAUGGUCAAAAGAAUUGGGACACUUAAACAAUUCACCAACAGGGACUUUUUACAUAGCAUUCUAGAUACAUAGACAUUGAGAUGUAGUUGGACUUCCCUUUGCAGCUAUCACAGUUUCCACUCUAGUGGAAGGUCUCUGUUCCAGUUCAUCCUAAAGGGUUUUUAGUGGAGAUGAGGUCAGGGCUCUGUGCGGGCCAGUCAACUUCUUCCACACCAAACUCAUCCAACCAUGUCUUUAUGGACCUUGCUUUGAGCACUAGGCACAGUCAUGCUGAAUAGAAAAGUUCCUUUCCCAAACUGUUCCCACAAAGUUGGAACCAUAACAUUGUCCAAAAUGUAUUGGUACGCUUACGCUGAAGCACUAAAGAGACACUAGUCACCCAGACCACUUCAUCUGAUUGAAGUGGUCUGGGUGCAGUGUCCCUGUCCCACUUAGUCCUGCAAUAUAAAUCAUUGCAGUUUUAGAGAAACUGCAAUGAUUACCUUGCAGGACUAUAACUACCUCCAUUGACUGUCAGACAGCUACUAGAGGCACUUACCGCAUCCUAUGGAGAGGGCCUAAUGUACUCGUAGUGUAUGUGCAUUAGGCUCCCCUGUUGGAGGACGCAGAGUGCUGACCCAGCGUCGAGGGACAUUGGUCCUGGAAUAGAGUAAGUGACUACAUUUUUUUUUUCCCCCUUUCAUUUACAUGCCAAUGGAAUACAGAUUUGUAUUCCCAACAUAGAAUCCAUUUUCAGAUUUCCCUUCACUGGUAGUAUGAAGCCUAGCCCAACCCCUGAAAGAUAGACCCGUAAGAUUAUCCCACUUCCACCCCACAGUAUGUUGCUUGUACGUAGGUGCAAAGGAAGCCCUUCAGAGUUUUCUUAAUGAGUGUUCCAUUAAGAGAUGUGUCCCAAUACUUUUCUCCAUAUAGUGCAACUCCUCAGUCUUUAGGAACCAAAUCCCUUUGUCAGUCAUCCAUGUACCUUAUUUCUAAAAUAUUUGCAAAAUGCAUGAUUACAUUGAUGCAUUUAUAUUUUUAUGUUUAGAGUGUUCCAGAGUAUUUCCAGUAGAGUGCUUGUCUAGCUUAGUUUAGACAUAAAAUUCUGUUUGUGAGUAUUGUAGGUAUAAGCAAAGGUACUGGUAGUUCUUACUUUGAGCCGGGUCCGUUCUUACAACUUGUUCAUAGAAUAAAUUGGUCGGAAAGUUAGGAUGCGCUAGAGAGUAGGUCUGUGUUUGGGGGAAAUUCCCUGAACAUAAAGUCGAGGGCUUCCCUGCAGUAGUGAGCUUGUCUAUGUUCAGGGGAAUUACACCGAACAGACCUACUCUCUAGUGCAUCCUAACUUUCCAACCAAUUUGUUCUAUGACCAAGUUGUAAGAACGGAACGCGGUCGGUAAGUGAGGAUGAUCUGUACUUUAAAACGGACUGAUUAGAAGGAUAUUAUAGGUACUGCUAAUUAAUCAGUUUGUUGUGUAUAGAUCAUGCCUCCGCAGUAUUACUGUUCAAUUCUCUUCCUCUUAGGAGGAAGUUAACUUACUUUGUCAAUGCUGCCCUAGUCACACCUCCCUGCAUGUGACUUACGCAGCUUAAGCACUUCCUGUAAAGAGAGAUCUAAUGUCUAAACUUUCUUUAUUGCUCAUUUUGUUUAAUUUAGAAUUUAUCUUCUGCUUUGUUAAUAGCCUUCUAUACCCUGCGGAAGCCCGUGUAUAAUUAAAGUUCAAUUUACAGAGCAGGAGAUAUAAACUUUUAAAGUAAGUUAAGAUCUGACUGAAAAUGAAACCAUUUUUUCCCCAUACUCGUAGUGUAUGUGCAUUAGGCUCCCCUGUUGGAGGACGCAGAGUGCUGACCCAGCGUCGAGGGACAUUGGUCCUGGAAUAGAGUAAGUGACUACAUUUUUUUUUUCCCCCUUUCAUUUACAUGCCAAUGGAAUACAGAUUUGUAUUCCCAACAUAGAAUCCAUUUUCAGAUUUCCCUUCACUGGUAGUAUGAAGCCUAGCCCAACCCCUGAAAGAUAGACCCGUAAGAUUAUCCCACUUCCACCCCACAGUAUGUUGCUUGUACGUAGGUGCAAAGGAAGCCCUUCAGAGUUUUCUUAAUGAGUGUUCCAUUAAGAGAUGUGUCCCAAUACUUUUCUCCAUAUAGUGCAACUCCUCAGUCUUUAGGAACCAAAUCCCUUUGUCAGUCAUCCAUGUACCUUAUUUCUAAAAUAUUUGCAAAAUGCAUGAUUACAUUGAUGCAUUUAUAUUUUUAUGUUUAGAGUGUUCCAGAGUAUUUCCAGUAGAGUGCUUGUCUAGCUUAGUUUAGACAUAAAAUUCUGUUUGUGAGUAUUGUAGGUAUAAGCAAAGGUACUGGUAGUUCUUACUUUGAGCCGGGUCCGUUCUUACAACUUGUUCAUAGAAUAAAUUGGUCGGAAAGUUAGGAUGCGCUAGAGAGUAGGUCUGUGUUUGGGGGAAAUUCCCUGAACAUAAAGUCGAGGGCUUCCCUGCAGUAGUGAGCUUGUCUAUGUUCAGGGGAAUUACACCGAACAGACCUACUCUCUAGUGCAUCCUAACUUUCCAACCAAUUUGUUCUAUGACCAAGUUGUAAGAACGGAACGCGGUCGGUAAGUGAGGAUGAUCUGUACUUUAAAACGGACUGAUUAGAAGGAUAUUAUAGGUACUGCUAAUUAAUCAGUUUGUUGUGUAUAGAUCAUGCCUCCGCAGUAUUACUGUUCAAUUCUCUUCCUCUUAGGAGGAAGUUAACUUACUUUGUCAAUGCUGCCCUAGUCACACCUCCCUGCAUGUGACUUACGCAGCUUAAGCACUUCCUGUAAAGAGAGAUCUAAUGUCUAAACUUUCUUUAUUGCUCAUUUUGUUUAAUUUAGAAUUUAUCUUCUGCUUUGUUAAUAGCCUUCUAUACCCUGCGGAAGCCCGUGUAUAAUUAAAGUUCAAUUUACAGAGCAGGAGAUAUAAACUUUUAAAGUAAGUUAAGAUCUGACUGAAAAUGAAACCAUUUUUUCCCCAUGCAGGCUGUGCCAGUUACAACCAGGGGAGGUGUGGCUAGGACUGCAUGGAAAAAAACAAAAUUGACUAUAAACCAAAACUGCUUCAUUAAAAGGACACUAUAGGCACCAAAGCAACUUUAGCUUAAUGAAGCAGUUUUGGUGUAUAGAUCAUGCCCCUGCAGUCUCACUGGUCACUUAUCUGCCAUUUUGGAGUUAAAUCACUUUGUUUCUGUUUGUGCAACCCUAGUCACACCUUCCCUGGCCAUGACUCACAGCCUGCAUGGGAACCGUUUCAUUUUCAAAUCAGAUGUUUACUUGAUUUAUAAGUUCUCUUCUUCACUGUAAAUUGAACUUUAAUCACAUUCCGGAGGCUCUGGCAGGGCACAGAAGGCUGUUAACAGAACAGGAGACUUAAAAAAAAAACAAACAAAACUAAAUUAAAUAACAUUUGCAAUAAGUUUAAACAUUAGAUCUCUUUUUACAGGAAGUGUAUUGCAAGUCAGAUGCAGGCAGGCGUCUCUAGGGCUGCAUACGCAAAGUUAUUUAACUCGUAAAUGGCAGAGAGAUUUCAAGGUCAUGAUCUAUGCACCAAUACUGCUCCAUUAAGCUAAAGUUGUUAUUUGCAUAGUUUAAAACACAUUUGAAAGCUUGUUAUCCAUGGGAAAUACCAACAGAAUGGCUACAGAGUGUAAAUUCUUAUUUUGUGCUACAGAGCUAUUAGAACUGACACUAUAGCAGUGGUCUCCAACCCAGUCAUCAUGGACCACCAACAGUCCAGGUUUUGUCAGUAUCUCCAUUGGAAUAAAACUGGGAAAUACAUAAAUCCUGGACUGUCACUGCCAUGAGGACUGGGUUGGAGCAGUGACUCCCAGCUCAGGCUUCUAACACACCUACAGUCCAAGGUUUGGGUAUGUUCCUGUGAGAAUACUGACAAAACUUGGAGAAUAACACAAGAUCUGUUUUAGAAUACUCUGGUCUCUCCCCCUCCCCUACUCUUUCCUCCAGCUAUGCUUCACUCCCACCUUGUUUAAUUGCCCCACCUCCUAUAGACUGUAAGCUCAUUUGAGCAGGGCCCCCUUCAACCUAUUGUUCCUGUAAGUUUUUGUAAUUGUCUCAUUUAUUGUUAAAUCUCCCCAUUUGAUAAUAUUGUAAAGCACUACAGACUAUGCUGGCGCUAUAUAUAGAUACCAAUAAUAAAUGGAAUAAGAUAAACCCAAUAAUUAAAACCCACAAAUAUAGAGUGGUUGAAGUACUACUCCAGACUAUAAAGCUCAGGGAAAAUCAGCCAGGGCCGGACUGGCCCACCGGGAUACCGGGAAAUUUCCCGGUGGGCCGUCGGCACCUGGGGCCGGGCAGACACCUGGGUCUGCUGGCGGCCGCUGGGGACUUGUGCUGGCUGCCGCUGGGGAGGUCUUCUGGCGGCCGCUGGGGGACUUGUCCUGGUGGCCGCUGGGGAGGUCUUCUGGCGGCGCGCAGCUGAAUAAGAACGGCGCCGGAAUAUGACGUCAUAUUCUGGCGCCGGUCUCAUUCAGCAGCGCACGAGGGCGGGAGAGCACAGACAGCGCAAGUCCCCCAGCGGCCACCAGAAGACCUCCCCAGCGGCCUCCAGAAGACCUCCCCCUGGUGGCAGGUACUAGUAAUGUGUCUGUCUGUCUGUGUUAUGGUGUCUGUCUGUAUGGUGAGUGUGUCUGUCUGUCUGUGUCAUGGUGUCUGUCUGUAUGGUGUGUGUGUGUCUGUCUGUGUCAUAGUGUGUCUGUAUGGUGUGUGUCUGUCCGUCAUGGGGUGUGUAUGUGUCUGUCUGUUCGUCAUGGGGUGUGUAUGUGUCUGUCUGUCCGUCAUGGGGGGGGUGUGUGUGUGUGUGUCUGUCUGUCAUGGGGUGUGUGUGUGUGUGUCUGUCCGUCAUGGGGUGUGUGUGUGUGUGUGUGUGUGUGUGUCUGUCCGGGGUGUGUGUGUGUGUGUCUGUCUGUGGUGUGUGUCUGUCUGUCCGCUAUGGGGUGUGUGUGUCUGUCCGGGGGUGUGUGUGUCUGUCUGUCCGUCCGGGUGUGUGUGUGUCUGUCUGUCAUGGGGUGUGUGUGUCUGUCUGUCCGUCAUGGGGGGUGUGUGUGUCUGUCCGUCAGUCAUGGGGUGUGUGUGUGUGUGUGUGUCUGUCUGUCUGUCAGUCAUGGGGUGUGUGUAUGUGUGUCUGUCCGUCAUGGGGGGGGGUGUGUUUGUGUCUGUCCGUCAUGGGGUGUGUUUGUGUGUGUCUGUCCGUCAUGGGGUGUGUGUCUGUCUGUGUCAUGGUCUGUCAUGGGGUGUGUAUCUGUGUCUGUCAUGGUGUAAAUGUGUGUUUAAAAAUAGGUGUGACUAGGGUGCAUAAACAAAGUGAUUUAACUCCUUAAUGGCAGAGAUUUGAGCAGUGAGACCGCAGGGGCAUGAUCUAUACACCAUAACUGCUUCAUUAAGCUAAAAUUGUUUUGCUGACUAUAGUGUCCCUUUAAGGCCCUUUAAAGGACCACUGUAGUGCCAGGAAAACAUACUCGUUUUCCUGGCACUAUAGUGCCCUGAGGGUGCCCCCACCCUCAGGGUCCCCCUCCCACCCGGCUCUGGAAAGGGGAAAAGGUAUAAAACGUACUUUUUUCCAGCGCUGGGCGGGGAGCUCCGAUCCUCCUCCUCUCCGUCGGUUGAAUGCGCACGCGCGGCAAGAGCUGCGCACGCAUUCAGCCGUUCGCAUAGGAAAGCAUUACCAAUGCUUUCCUAUGGACGCUUGUCAAUGAGACAGCCACUAGAGGCUUUGGGGGAAGGAUUAACCCAUUUAUAAACAUAGCAGUUUCUCUGAAACUGCUAUGUUUAUAAAAAAAUGGGUUAACCCCAGCUGGACCUGGCACCCAGACCACUUUAUUAAGCUGAAGUGGUCUGGGUGCCUAGAGUGGUCUUUUAAGCUGUAAGUGAUCUCUUAGGUACCUUCCCAAAGAGAGUAUAAUAUUUGACAACCAAAAUACAUAUACUAAAAAUAGUGUAUAAGUGCAAAAACCACAUAUAUUCGGAAUGGGGGUGGAUUGCCUAAAUGGUGUAUGUAUAAGAAGUAAAAAAUAGUACUAAAAAAACAGUACAAACAAAUAUAAGUUGCUGAAAAAGACACUACUAAAAAAGCGAGAACCACAAAAAUUGGUAAUAAAAAAUAUCUAUAUAUCUAUAAAUUUAUAAAUAAAUUAAAAAAAAACAGAGGGCUUCAUAAAAAAAUAGACAAUUCAAAAUCUAUAUUAAGACCAGAUGGGAUCAGAGUAUCAAAAUAAAAAAAUCUAUUUCAUCUCCUCCUGUCUGAUCUUUCUAAUAAAAUCUCCUCCCCUCACAAUAUAUAUUUGUUUAUAUUCUAUUUUUGUUCCUUUAAAAAUAGAUUUGAACAUGGCUUUGAAGCAGAUUUCCAGCAAUAAGUGCUUUGAUGGGUUCCAGAAAGUGUUUGAACAUGACAGGUAAGCAAGUAUCACAGAAGGUCUUUUGAAAAUAUCGAUCCCACCUGCUCAAAAUAUAUCAUUGAGUAAAAAGAUGGGAUAUAGCAGUGGGAGAUGGAUUAAAAUUGAGAGGCUUAGAAACUGCGAUGGUUAAUAGGCCAAGGGACAAAAUGGUCAUAUUUUACAUGGGCUUUCUGAAAAUAUUGUUUGAGGUGAAACGAUGGCCAUUAGACUCAAGGUUGAAAGCCACAGGUCUAGGUCUUAUUUUGCAUGUGUUGAUAUGAUACACAUUUAUACUUUUUUCCCUAGACUAUUCCUUUGGUUCCUAAAUUGUUCUCUUAGAGUAAUGUGGGGACUUAACCCUGCAAGGUAAUUAUUGCAGUUUAAAAAAACUGCAAUAAUUACACUUGCAGGGUUAAGGGUAAUGGGAGUUGGCACCCAGACCACUCCAAUGGGCAGAAGUGGUCUGGGUGCCUGGAGUGUCCCUUUUGAGCGAUCCUUUUACAUAGUUUUUUUCUAAGGCCUCAGUUGUAUAAUUCUCCUCCAAUUAAGCUUGCAAAAUGUUAGGUUUGACGCUGCCUGUCAAGGUUCCACUUUAUCAGUGGAUUUGACAUGUAUGUACAUAAUAAAAUUAUAGGUGAAAAUUGGGCAGUGGAGAUUGAAUAUGAACUUCCUAUUAACACUAAUUUUAAAAUAUAUUGUAUUUACCAGAAUACAAACUAGUAUAUUCCGAGUACAUUUCAAGAUUUAUUGUCACCAAUACUGUAUAAUUUCAGAUUUUUUAAAAGCAGACAAUGGAUCACUGUUUCUCUAAUGCCGUCAAUAUAUUUUGUUGUGUCUGUUUCUCUGUGUACCUUGUUGUUCUGUAAUUUGUUUUCUUUUCAUACAGCAGUCAUUCAUUGCACCAUUACUUUGCUAUCAAAUGUAAUAAAGAAGAACAUUCACUAAGAUUUAUUCAUCUGUCUCCUCCUCAGAUGAUGGAACUUGGAUUAGUAAAAUGUUGUUUUUGUUAUGACUGAGAAAAUAUGUUGUGCUAUUAUUUGUCCUGCUUGUAUUUUUCCAACAUAAAUGUCAUCCAGUUACAUCUAGACAUUUGGUUUAUUAUAAUACUUGAUAGUUGUGCAAACUAGCUUUACAGCCUUGUACUUUCUACCAACCCACAUAUUAGGAUUUUUAUGUUGACUUUGAGAAUAUAUGUAUAAACUAAAAAUCUGUUCAAGGUCAUUAUAUACAGUUUCCCUGUAGAUUGUUUAACAAUACUCUAAAAAAUGUGACUUUUAAAUAAUUAUUUCCUUACGUCUAGUUGAUUCUGUCAUUUAAUUUAAUGCAUGUUGUAUUGAAAUCAUUCUGCCUAUAUAAUAUGCUUAGCUUGAUCUCACUCUGCUUAUGCAAAAGUAUUGUGAGCUGGGAUAUUCUUCAAAAUCUAAAAUGUAACACUACAUGGCCAAAAGUAUGUGGGCACUCUACUUCUAAUUGCAGUCAGGUGUUUCGGCCUCAUCCAUUGCUAAAUGUCACGGCUGCUAGUGUGGUCCAACACGCAGAAACUAUGUAAACAUAUACAUACAAAAGGAACGGAAAUAAAAGGACAGAGCGUAAACCGGACCUUAGAAUGGCCGGACUAAUACGCUAGAGAUAGAGAUUUGUCAAAGGGAAAGCCGAGGUCAUGGAAGCCAGAAAUACUCAGAUACCAUUUAAACAAGCCAAGUCGGGGGAACCAGAAUUCGGAAUAACCAGGGAAAAGCCAAGAUCAGGAUACCAGGAAGUAAUAUUCACAAAGAUAAACGCACUCUAGGGAACCAGUAACAGGAAACCACGACAGGGCAAGUUACUGGGAUGAAUUAGGGAUUUAAAUAUCCUUCUCUAGGCUCUGAUUGGUCAGAGGGUGACCUUUGACCCCAGAACAUGUGCGUGCGUUGACGUUGUGACAUCACGCGCACGUUCGUAUAAUUUUGGGGGAUGGAGCCAUGGAUGAAUGCGACCUCAUGGAGGAACGGUUCCCGGCUCGCCGCUGAGCAGGUAAGCUCAGUGAGUUGGUGCGGUUGUGCCGGUUGGGCACGGAUGCACAUGGCGGCGAGCCGGGGGCUGUGACAGUACCCCCCACUCGAAGACCGCUCACCGGGCGGGAAAGAGCUGGCUUGCGAGGAAAACGGUUGUGAAAUUACCGGACAAGACGGGGAGCAUGAGCCUGGUCCGCAAGAACCCAACUACGUUCCUCCGGGCCAUAUCCCUUCCAGUCAACCAGAUAAGACAGAACACCUCUAGAGAACUUGGAGUCUAAAAUAGUUUGGACUUCGUACUCCUCUUGAUUACCUACUACCAAGGGCGGAGGAGGAACAAUAAUUUUUGUGUAUUGAUUGCAAGUGAGGGGUUUAAGCAAUGAUACAUGGAAGGAAUUAGCCAUUCUCAUAUAAGCAGGGAGUGCCAACGAAUAAGUCACAGGGUUUAUACGAUGGAGGGCACGAAAGGGACCUAUGAAUCGAGGAGCUAGUUUCAUGGAAGGAACCUUGAGUUUGAUAUGACGUGUGGACAACCAAACCCUGUCCCCCACUUGAUAAACAGGAUUGGCACCCGGUUUAUUAUCAGCUUGAACUUUCAUACGUUUAGAGGCAUUCUGUAAUGCUGAAUGAACAGAAUCCCAAGUGUCUUGGAUAGAAGUCAAACAGGUGUUUAAUGCAGGAAUAUCAGUCCCUUAAAAUGCAGAAGGUAAAAUAGUUGGGUGAUAACCUUGAUUUACAAAAAAUGGACUCUAACUUGAGGAUUCGUGAGUCGCAUUAUUUCUGGCAAAUUCAGCCAUGGGUAAGAGUUUGAACCAAUUGGACUGAUUGGCAUCGAUAAAGCAACGCAAAUAGGAUUCUAAAGAUUGAUUGGCUCUUUCUGUGGCACCAUUAGUCUGAGGGUGGUACGAAGAGGAAAAUGAAAGUUCUAUGCAAAAGGCACGCCAGAACAUAGAGAUAAAUUGGGUUCCUCUGUCAGAAACCAUGUUUUUUGGUACUCCGUGUAAGCAAAAGAUUUCCUUUAUGAAAAUUUGGACUAGAUCUUGAGCAGAUGGCAAUUUUUUUUUUUUUUUUUUUUUUUAGUGAUUAAAAGCAUAAAUUUUUUAAUUUUAAUCCAAGCAAUUGACAUUUAAGGACAACGGGAAGGAGUUCGCUCGGGUAUGAGCCUUAGUAAAGUUAUCUAGCUGUUCACAGUCCCUAUGACUUGUUCCCUAAGGUAACUCAGGCAUAUAUGGGAGGCCGCGGUCUAAGGGUACAGUGUCAGAUAUGAAAUAUGCUGGCAUCAGGCUAAGGAGGUGGGUGCAUAUCGUGCACGAUUAACACAAACUAAAUCAGAGCUCGUCUUGGGGGGUGUCUGAUGUGAAAGUUCCCCAUGCAGUCAUGGUAUCGCAGGCUGUGAGCUCGUAGCUCUUGGGACAAAGGUGGUUAUUGAAGCGGGGUCCCAGGAAUCUGCUGGUGGCCCUUGCUUAUUUUAUCCCUAUUAGAUUAAAAACGCCCAGUAUAAUUUUACAAAAUGUACUACUCAUCCCAUCUAUAUUAAAUAGUUAUGCUGACCCCAGGACAUACUGUAAAAUUAGAGAAUUCUCAAUGUAUCCUUCCUGCUAACAUUUUAUAAAUAAAUAAUCUUAAAUUCCUUUAUGGCUACAAUACUCCAACCUAGUGGUAAUCCACUGCAAUUAACAUGAUUUCAUAGUGAAACACUGCUAUCUAGUGGCAAUGUCUUCAAUUUUUCCAUUUAACCCCUUAAGGACACAUGACAUGUGUGACAUGUCAUGAUUCCCUUUUAUUCCAGAAGUUUGGUCCUUAAGGGGUUAAAGGGACACUAUAGUCACCAAAUCAGCUUUAGCUUAAUAAAAGAGUUUUGGUGUAUAGAUCAUGCUCCUGUAGUCUCCGUGCUCAAUUAUCUGCCAUUUAGGAGUUAAUUUUGUUUAACUCUAGUCACACCUCCCUGCAUGUGACUUGCACAGCCUUCCAUAAACACUUCCUGUAAAGAGCCAUCUAACAUUUAUCCUUCCUUUAUUGCAAGUUCUGUUUAAUUUAGAUUGUCUUAUCCCCUGCUAUGUUUUUUUUUUUUAAUUCUUUAUUUUUGUAGUGCAAGUGAAUACAAAGAAGCGUGCAGUACCAUGACCAUUUCUGCAGUCCAAUCAAUCGUUUACAAAUAUUGACAUUGGUAUGGCAUACUGUAUGGUAACUUUGCAUAGUUUUUUUUUUUUUUUUUUGGUAAAUAAGAUUCCUAAGGUACAUAUGAGGACGAGUUGAGUCAAGCCUGUCUAGCUAGUAAGCAUCUGUACAUUCCACCCCUUCUGAUCCUAGCUGGUUAGGGGUGUGUCAGUGUAGAUGGUGAGGGCAUGCAAUAAAGGGCAUGUCAUUAUAUGUCCAUCUAUUGUGGAACAGGGUGAUGAUUCGUUGGUGCUCUUAAAUAAGGGCUUGUGUGCUAGCUUGGGGGGGUCAAAGAAGUGUGAUUCCUAAACCCUGCUGCUGUGAUGGUGUGCGGCCUGUGUCUAUUAAGCGGCGCUGUGUUUCUUGAGGGUUUGGAGCGUGCUUGGGAGUAUAAUCAGGCUGGUAAAACCAGUUCUGGCUGAUAUUAAAGGCAUCCCUGCUAGUGAAGAGAGCCCCAGGGGUUUUGUGUGCCUUCACGUGUGGGGUGUUGCUGUGCCUUUUAUGUUGAGAGGCCCUCGUACCCAAGUACAUCGGUUUCAGGGUCCCUGGCAGUGUGCGGGGGGGUGGCACUAGUACCCUAGUUCAGAGUAGCAGACUAGCAGCUAGACUGUUGUGGAUGUCAAGAGUAGGAACUCAUCCUAUGCGUAAACGCUUGUGCAUGAUGUCUCAGGCUUUUAUAGUGUUCCCCCGUUCCCUGGGGUGGGGGGGAGAGGGAGGUAGAGCGUGUCCUUUGAUGUCGAGUAAGUGAUAGUGUCAGGAGCAUUAUAUGAAAUCUGGGAUUUAACCUUCAGUAAUAAGAGAAAAAAAAAAAAAAAGUAAAUUAAACAAGGCUGCGUGUGAAGCCGUCUAGAGAGCAAUACUAAACAUAAAGGUAAAACGUGAAACAAUAUUAACGUUAAACUUGUGGAGGUAUGUGUAUGCAAGCACAUUCAGGUUACGGAGUCCCGUUCCCCUCCAGGAAUGAAAGGAGUGAUUCGGUCUACAUCCCAUAUUCGUCGUGACGUUGUUGCUGGGUCUGGCGCCGGGAGGCCUAGUGCUUGCAGAAGUUUCAGCCCCUCUGAGGGGUUUGCAGCUUUGUGGGUCUUCCCGUCUUUGGUGCACACCAGCGAUCUUGGGUUAGUCCAUCUGUAGGGUAUGCCGGCUGUCAGUAAGGGUUGCGUGAUGGGGCGCAUUGAUUUGCGCCACAUUAGGGUGGCCUUGCUAAGAUCUUGGUAAAAUGUAAGUGAGUAAGUUUCGAAAAGAAAUGGUGUUUUCCCCCGCAGCGCCUGUAGCAGCCUUUGUUUGUCUGCAUGGGACCGACAGCAGAGUAUGAUGUCCCUGGGGACGUUGUUCGGUGUUUGUGAGAAAGUUGGAAUGCGGUAUAGUCCAUCAUAGUCAAACUGUUUUGCGUGUUUGGCUGGAAGGAGAGAUGCAAUAAGUCGCCUGACGAGAUGUGGUAAUUCGUCCGCGGGGACGGAGUCGUCCACACCCCGGAUUUUGACAUUCUUUUGUCGGCUCCUAUCUUCUAGGGUAUCCAUUCUGGCAACUAGUAGGGAGUGGGACUCUUGCAGGUUCUGUAUUGAUUCCCCUUGAGUCGUCAUGCUUUGCCUCAGGUCAGCAGUGUCCUCCUCAGAUGCUUGGAGGCGUUCUGUGACUGCUUUCAAUUCAGUUUUGACCAUGUUGAUUUCUGCAAAGAACAUGUCCUGGAAGUGUGCCAGUAAGUCGUGGAUGUCCUGCCUUGUAACAGGUUUGUCUGUCACAGGUUUCUCUGCAUCAUGUGUUGUUCGGGCUUCGUCUGUGUGUGUUUUCUCUCUUACCGCGCUGGGAGCUGUCUCAGGCUGGCGUUGCAAUGGCUCCUGGGUGCGUGGAGUUGAUGACAACAUCUGUCCAAUAUCAUGAUUUGAGGCGGUUGCUGCCGCCGCCUGUUUCUGGGAUUUGCGGCCCUUCAUGGUUUCCGAUGGUUCCCUGGGUGGGCUGGCUAUGAGUGGUAGCGGGUCAAAGUCGUCCCUGUCCCAGAUUGUAAAGUGCGGCAACCGCAGAGUUCCCGCGCGGUAGGCCCGAGGCGUUUUGCGCCGAGUUUUGGUGCCUCCGGCGAAUAAAAACGGCAUCCACGGGAUCGGUGUGUUCUCCUCUGCACUAUUAUCGCUGUUAGGGCUCUGGAUGUCAGGUGGUUCAUGCGUUUGGGGCUGUAGUUUCAGAUGGCAAUUUUUUAAGAGGUAUAAAAUGUGCCAUCUUGGAAAAUCUAUCUACAACCAUGAGGAUGGUGUUAUGCCCAUUACAACUGUGAAGUUCCACAAUGAGAUUUAUGGAUGGAGGUUUAUAUACUACAGGUGCAGGUAUAGGUGGCGGUACUACAGGUGGUACCGGGGGUACCUCCAGAUAAGCAGUUCUCUGGAGCAAGGUCUGGAACACUUGGGCAAACUGAUCUAACCUGUGGUCCAUAUCCUCCACCCUGUUCUCACAGGCUAUCAUAUGUUUACAUAGUUCCGCAGGAACCAUGGCCCUGUCGUAAUGUCACGGCUUCUAGUGUGGUCCAACAUGCAGAAACUAUGUAAACAUAUACAUACAAAUGAAACGAAAUAAAAGGACAGAGCGUAAACUGGACCUUAGAAUGGCCGGACUAAUACGCUAGAGAUAGAGAAUGGUCAAAGGGAAAGCCGAGGUCAAGGAAGCCAGAAAUACUCAGAUACCGUUUAAACAAGCCAAGUCAGGGGAACCAGAAUUCGGAAUAACCAGGGAAAAGCCAAGAUCAGGGUACCAGGAAGUAAUAUUCACAAAGAUAAACGCACUCUAGGGAACCAGGAACAGGAAACCCACGACAGGGCAAGGUACUGGGGUGAAUUAGGGAUUUAAAUAUCCCUCUCUAGGCUCUGAUUGGUCAGAGGGUGACCUCUGACCCCAGAACGUGCACGUGCGUUGACAUCGUGACGUCAUGCGCACGUUCGUAUAAUUUUGGGGGGUGGAGCCAUGGAUGGACGCGACCUCAUGGUCGGCGCUAUCUUGGAUUUCCCCGAGCGUCGUGGAGGAACGGUUUCCGGCUCGCCGCUGAGCAGGCAAGCUCAGUGAGUUGGUGCGGUCGGGCACGGACGCACAUGGCAACGAGCCGGGGGCCGUGACACUAACAGGUGUUGGUCUAUGUAGGUCUAUAGCACACAGCUAUAGUAUCUACAUAGACAAACACUGGCAGUGCAAUGGGUUCAGUGACUUUAAACGUGGAACUUCUUAAGGUGCCACUUUUGCCAGUCAGUUUGGGAAAUUUCUACCCUAUUGAAUGUGCCCUGUGUACCCAGAGAGUGUGGACUCUGAGUUCUGAUGUGUGUUGUGUGUAAAAAUCACCUGUCACUCUUUGCAUCAUUCACUGCAGAGUUCAGAACUGCCCUGUCUCUGGAAGCAACAUCUACACAGGAGCAGAGUGUUGGGAGCUUCAAGAAAUGGGUUUCCAUUGCUGAGCAGCUGUAUGUAAGACUCACAUCAACAUUUGCAAUUGCACAUAUAGGUUUGAGUCGUAUAAGGCCCUUUCUAAAUAAACUCUGAAGAAGUGGAAGCGUCCUCUGAAGUGGUGGAUCAUGCUUUACUAUCUGGCAGCUUAAUGGAAGAAUUUGGAUGUGGCUGAUGCCAGGAGAACACUACCUACUGGAUUUCAUAUUCCUACUGUAAAGUUUGGAGGAGGGAUACAAGUUUGAUGCAGUUUUCUGUGCGAGGACAUGGUCAUCUUAAAGCUACAGGAUGCAUAGACAUUUUUAGACAAUUUGGUGCUUCCAACUUUUUGCAUCAGAUUGGGGAAGGCCCUUUCCUGUUCCAGUGUGAAUGUGCCUCUGGGCAAAAUUUGAGGUCCACUGUUUGAUAAGAUUGUUCUUGGGGACUCGGGAAAACCAUGACAUUAACCUCAUUGAACACCUUUGUGUAGAAAAGGAACUCCUAUUGCGAGUUUUACCUCACAAAUCCUGUUUUGGCUGCAUGGGCAAAAGGUGUUACAUUAAGAUGUAAAUAUUUUGUAGAAUGCCUUUCCAGAAGUAUAGCGGCUGUUUAGCUGCUUGUCCAAAAAGCUGUUAUAGGUGUGAUAGUCACGUUCACAUACUUUUGGCAAUUGAGUGUACCUGUGCAUUUCCUAAGACAAUGCAGAUAGUACAUUUUUGCUUUUUUUCCCCCUAUCUUUUUCUGAUGUGGUAAUGGAUUUGUAGUCGAUUUCUGCUAUAUCUGUCCUCAUUAUUCUGAAAAUAAAAUAAAAAAAAGUCCCUGUAACGGACCGUUUUGCACAAAAGGGGAAAAAACCGCUUAGACGAUAAUACCCCUUUCAGAGACAGGCACAGCUACUGUAUAAUCACCAAACGAACCGCCAAUAAGUGAAUGCUCCAAACUCCCGAACGGCAUACAAGGGAAUAAGGUAGCACUUCAAAUAAACGAACAGGAACCAUACGAAUAGCUGCUAGCAGGCGAACAGGAAAAGCUUCCAAGCGGCUUACACUCCUGGCAAUCAGUCCUUAGCAGCAUACAGUAAAUCCCCCCAAAGACGAGACAAGGCUCCGUGUUGAGGGUCAAGCAGUGGUCUGUUUAAUGAGGGCUACCUGCCCAGUAUUUAUGCAGGUCUCCCACCUGGUGGACACUCCCCUAGGGGACCAAAUGGGAGACUGUGACAAGGGACAGACAAGUGGACAAAUAGGACACACAGUCACAAUAUUUCCCACAAUGCAUCCUGGCUUCCUCCCCUCUGCCUUGGGAGAUAAUUGGGAAGUAACUCAAUUAUCUCCCAAGACAAAGGCAAAACUCCAUUACACACGUGGGGACACAAAACCAGCAUUAUACUUUAAAUUACACAAAGUAACAUUUACUACAUAAAACACAGACAUGUAACAUAUCCCCAGAUAGCUCAGGUCUGAGUGCACAUUAUUAGGUGAAUGGCACUCAGACCACACGAAUACAGUUUAAUCGCCAUGGAGCCAAAGUCUUUACACAGUCAGUUUCAUACGAUGGGCUCCAUGGGAUUCCUAUCUGGGGUAUAAGACAUUCAAACAAAAAUACCGAACACCGGGCCGUUCGUGCACUUUCACCGAACAAGAAGGGAGGUCGGCGGCUUCAGCGGUGUUCGCGCAAAACUGUGUCCGAUUUUAGUUCCAUAAAAAUAGAGGCGAACACCGCUGUUCAUUCGUAUGGUUUAAAAUGGCCGCGACCUCGUGUUCGGGAUACGAAUGGCGGCCACCCAGCAUUCAUCAAUUAAGCUGCGGUUAACCGCAGCUUCAGGGAGGUUAAUUGCCGGCACACUCCAGCUCCCAGGUGGUCCAGUCAUUCGUACGGUUGUUCGGUAGAUUGAAACUACCGAACAACCGGCAGAAAAGCACGAAUACAGCUUUUCUGCAUGCAAAAAUAAAGUCUUUUAAAAGGGGCCAUAGUCCAAAGGCAGCAGGCGAGCAACCAGGCUUCUCCAAUGCAAUGUGGCGAGAUUGGUCUCGUCACAUCUCUCCCCUUUUCCAAACAGACUAACAGGGUAUCUGACCUCCUGCCGGUCAGUGCCCUUGUUAGUCCAGCAGCCCACCCACAACAAAUAAUCAACAGCACAGCCCACCCACAAUAAAUGGUUACUACACCUGGGUAAAGGAGAAGCUUGUCCAUGUCCAGGUGCCUCACCACGGCUGUGCUGGGUACGGGUACGCUGACUUGGUGGGUUGCUGCGUGGGCAGAGACCAGCGGCACUCUGCCCUGUUGCCAGCGCUACUGGGAGGGUAGCCUGGUGGAAGCCUGGUUGUUGGAGGGGGAGACCGACUGUCUCCCCUUUAAAUACACCGCUCUCUGCUGCUGCUGGAGACUGACUGUCUCCCCUUUAGAUGCACAGUCCUGCUGCUGGAGACCGACCGUCUCCCCUUUGGUUACCCAUCUCUGCUGCUGGAGGGGGAGACCGACUGUCUCCCCUUUGGCUAAACAGCCCUGUCGCUGGGGGGCAGAACCGACCGUCCCUACCCCCUGUGCUGGCAGUGUAGAGACUACGGUCCCAUCUGCACAGUUGUGGGGCUUACUGUCUCCCCCUGAUACAUUAAGCUGCCGCUGGGGAGAGGGGGUAACAUGCUCCUCUCUCAUACAUACUUCCAGCUGCGGGGAAGGGAGACCGACUGUCUCUGCUCCCAAUACAGAGUCCUGCUGCUGGGGAAAGGAGACUGGGCUCUCUAUUCCCGGUAGGACACUCUGCCGCUGGGGAAUGGAGACGGGGCUCCCAAUUCCCAAUAAUCUGUGCUGCCGCUGGGGAAUGGAGACUGGGCUCCCAAUUCCCAAAAAAUCACGCUGCUGCUGGGGAGGGAGGACACUGCUCUCCUCUCCCUGGCCUUCACACUGCCUUCCCGGCAUAUCACUCUGCUGCUGGAGGGCAGGAACAACUACCUCUGCCCCCUGUAACUCAGCCUGCCGCUGGGGAGGGAGGAUACUGCUCUCCUCUCCCUGCACUUUACACUGCCUUCCCGGCAUAUCACUCUGCUGCUGGGGGGCAGGAACAACUACCUCUGCCCCCUGUAACUCAGCCUGCCGCUGGGGAGGGAGGACGCUGCUCUCCUCUCCCUGCACUUUACACUGCCUUCCCGGCAUAUCACUCUGCUGCUGGGGGGCAGGAACAACUACCUCUGCCCCCUGUAACUCAGCCUGCCGCUGGGGAGGGAGGACGCUGCUCUCCUCUCCCUGCACUUUACACUGCCGCUGGGGAAUGGAGACUGGGCUCCCAAUUCCCUGCAGGACCGGUGGAGAGACCUCGGUCCCAUCUCUACCGGCCACCUGGGGUUCUUCCCAGUAAAACUGUACCAUCUCGUCCCCUCUGAAUGGGUCUGGCUCUGGGUCUGUCAUGCUGCUCUCCCGCUGAGCCUUCUCACUGUAUUGGAACAGCUGUUGGUAGCCCUGUUCUAGCUCCAUCUCCCGGGUCACCAGGUGGACCAGGUCUUGCUCAAUUUUGUGAGUGUCGUCCCAGUCAUACCUGCUCUCCCUCCACUCCAAGAGAUCACUGAACCGGGCUUGUGUAGGGCUCCCAAAUUCGAGCUCUGAAAACGACUCCCAUAACAAGCCAGGACCAUCAAACUCCUCUCCCUCUGGCUUGUCAUGCUCGGCUGUCCAGGGUAGGUACUGUGCCCCAUACCACCAGAGCGCCUGGUAGGCAUCUUCUAGCCACAACUCCUGCCAUACUAGGUGUUCCAAUUUCCUCACCCAUUCCUCCAGGGGCUGCUCUCCCAGGAAGGGCAUCCGCAGGGCUACUCGCUUCUGCAACCGCUGGUCUUCCUUGGGGAGUCUCUUGCCCCGCUGGUACUCCACAAUACCCAGUGCCUGGUACCAGAUGCCUUUACCGACUGCAUCUCGGUCAUCCAUGGCACCCUCGUCAUACUCCACUGCUGGUUCCAUGCUGGUGCUGUCAGGGUCGCUGUACUGGGACAUGCGUUGCCCUCAAAUUGUAAAAUCCAAAGAAAUGGUGUCUCCUGUAGCUGUCCUUCUGGCUGUAGGAACGAUCCCGCCGCUUGCCACCAAUUGUAACGGACCGUUUUGCACAAAAGGGGAAAAAACCGCUUAGACGAUAAUCCCCCUUUCAGAGACAGGCACAGCUACUGUAUAAUCACCAAAACUCACGAACCGCCAAUAAGUGAAUGCUCCAAACUCCCGAACGGCAUACAAGGGAAUAAGGUAGCACUUCAAAUAAGCGAACAGGAACCAUACGAAUAGCUGCUAGCAGGCGAACAGGAAAAGCUUCCAAGCGGCUUACACUCCUGGCAAUCAGUCCUUAGCAGCAUACAGUAAAUCCCCCCAAAGACGAGACAAGGCUCCGUGUUGAGGGUCAAGCAGUGGUCUGUUUAAUGAGGGCUACCUGCCCAGUAUUUAUGCAGGUCUCCCACCUGGUGGACACUCCCCUAGGGGACCAAAUGGGAGACUGUGACAAGGGACAGACAAGUGGACAAAUAGGACACACAGUCACAGUAUUUCCCACAAUGCAUCCUGGCUUCCUCCCCUCUGCCUUGGGAGAUAAUUGGGAAGUAACUCAAUUAUCUCCCAAGACAAAGGCAAAACUCCAUUACACACGUGGGGACACAAAACCAGCAUUAUACUUUAAAUUACACAAAGUAACAUUUACUACAUAAAACACAGACAUGUAACAUAUCCCCAGAUAGCUCAGGUCUGAGUGCACAUUAUUAGGUGAAUGGCACUCAGACCACACGAAUACAGUUUAAUCGCCAUGGAGCCAAAGUCUUUACACAGUCAGUUUCAUACGAAUGGGCUCCAUGGGAUUCCUAUCUGGGGUAUAAGACAUUCAAACAAAAAUACCGAACACCGGGCCGUUCGUGCACUUUCACCGAACAAGAAGGGAGGUCGGCGGCUUCAGCGGUGUUCGCGCAAAACUGUGUCCGAUUUUAGUUCCAUAAAAAUAGAGGCGAACACCGCUGUUCAUUCGUAUAGUUUAAAAUGGCCGCGACCUCGUGUUCGGGAUACGAAUAGCGGCCACCCAGCAUUCUUCAAUUAAGCUGCGGUUAACCGCAGCUUCAGGGAGGUUAAUUGCCGGCACACUCCCGCUCCCAGGUGGUCCAGUCAUUCGUACGGUUGUUCGGUAGAUUGAAACUACCGAACAACCGGCAGAAAAGCACGAAUACAGCUUUUCUGCAUGCAAAAAUAAAGUCUUUUAAAAGGGGGCCAUAGUCCAAAGGCAGGAGGCGAGCAACCAGGCUUCUCCAAUGCAAUGUGGCGAGAUUGGUCUCGUCACAGUCCCCAUGUUAUUAACGCAUGAGGUGCUCUUUGAAGCCUUCCCUAAAUGGAAAGUUGGCAUAGCUGGGAAUUAUUUUUCAUUACUUGUUCUUAUAUUUUGUAAUUAUUAUUGUCACUGGUGUGAUCAAAUGAAUACGAAUACUCUUGCGUGAAAGUAUGACAUAAUUAUAAAAGUUAAAAACAUUUUCUUCUCUCCUAGCAUGACCUUACUUCAAAGCAGCUAUUGUAGAGUUAAAAAUCCAUAACGCAGCUUGCAUCCCCUCCCUCCCUGCUCCCACCCCCCUUCCACUUUGCACGGCACUUUUUUUUUUUUUACAUGCGUGCUGCUGUUCCAAAGUCCCUACUGUGAGUUUAUUGUUGCUCCUUCUCACAUUGGUUACUAUACCGCACAGAUCCACUGUAUAGCACGCAUCCACAUAUACAGUAAAGAAUUUUGAAAUAGACAGCAACAUGUGCAGAAGUGGAAAGGUUGAUGUUACAUACAAGGCACAGCUCUAGGGAAGGUGAUUUCUAAAUACAAAAAAACAAGUCCUGCAUUCAAACUCUCACUACCCUUGGGUGUCAGCAACGACCAUAGUACACAUCAGCCCCAAUACAUACAGUAAAAACCAAAGGAAAAAAGUUACCUGCGUUCUUCUUAAAUCCCUAUGCAUAUUUAAACAAAUGGAGGUUAUUUAGUUACUCCAAUGGCCAUUGGAGGGAAUGCCCACCUGCCACGUCAAGGCAAACCUCUUAGGUGGGUCCUAAACGGACUAUUCACCUUGCUUCCUUGAGUUUAGCGUAGGACACACCUGAGAGGUUUGCCUUGACGUGGCAGGUGGGCAUUCCCUCCAAUGGCCAUUGGAGUAACUAAAUAACCUCCAUUUGUUUAAAUAUGCAUAGGGAUUUGGCAGAGAGCGCAGGUAACUUGCAUAGCAAUGCUCCGGAUAUUGCGAGAGGAACCCGGCGGUGCUGCAAGAUAGAGCUCCUCUGGGUCCUCUCCUGUCUCCCUCCCCAGCCAGCAGCCUCAUUACACUGCCUGUGGGCCGGUGAGGGAGAUCUUUGAUCUCCCCAUCGGCCCGUCAUGGAAUAGAGCGCUCGGAUAGCGCAGGCCCUGCAUAGACCGGCAGGGGAGAUCCUGUGACCCCCCCCCUGCCAGCCUCAGCCCAUGGCAUUUGCCCGAUGGCCAGUCCGGGCCUGUCAGUAACCAUACAUAAUAAACUGCUCUGUGUGCUCUAUACUUGUUUCUUUGUUAAAUAAGUAGACAUGAUUGGGGGGAAACUUACCACAGCACCGGAGCUGUACAAGAUUGUUUCCAGGGCUCUGGAAAAAGUCCUGCAAAAUAUGUAAAGCAACACCGGCAGCAUUGUAAUUUUCUUCAUAUGUGUGUCAUAAGUCAUUAAGUAUGCUUAUAACUAGCUUUCUCUGUGCCAUUUUGACAAUAUAUGAGCUAGGCAGUUGGUUUACUACACAUAAAUCUAUUGCUUUAUUGCAAGUUACAUUAUUUUGACACUUCCUUUCAGCUAAUGGAUUUUUUUUGUGUGUGUUUUGUUUACCUUCCCCCAACAGCCUGGAACUAAAAUGUAAAAUGAAAUUUGCAAUUUAUUUGCCACCUAAAGCUGAAAAUGCAAAGUGUCCAGUAGUGUACUGGCUUUCAGGUUAGUUCUUCAUCUUUGCAAAUUCCCAAAUUGUUUGCAACUCUGUAGUUCUGAACCUUUUUUGGCUCAAGGCACACUUCAUUAAGAGAAAUGUUUUUAAGGCACACCUACUACUGUGUUUAAUUUGUUUUUGUUUUCUAUACCUUCAUAAUUCUUGUAUACCCCAAUUGUUCAGGAUUUAAGGAGACAAUCCAAGCACCAUAAGUUAUUGUAGAAGGGAGAAAACCCCCCAUGUUUCAGACUCUUAAGUUGUUAUGGUGCUUGGAUUGUCUUUUUUUUCCAGCUCUGCUUUAUAUGGUCUCUUGAUAACACCUGAAUCUCGGUGUGCAUGGGUAGCUCAUUGAAGGAAUAACUGAUCUAAAGAAUCCUUAAUAGGUGGGAACUAAAUAGGUCUGAGAGUGAGACAAAAAUGCUAUUAACCUUUUACGUUAAUAACUAAACACCAAAUUGAAGCAUUUUGAAAACCAAAUUCUAAAAUUAAGGCUUAAUAGGAAAGUUCUGACUGUAGAUGCGUUGGAGACUAUUUAAAACGACUGCUAUUUUAGCCUGUACUUUUCAAUUGUGUAUAAGCUUUGAGUACCAGAGGUGUACAAAACAUUGUGUUCAAUGCUACCAUAUAUAAUGUGUAUGGAUGUUGAGUGAGAAAGUCUAUCACAUGCAUGCACACAUCUGAAAUUAAUUUUGCUCUCCUACUCAUACCUAUGUUGCUCUAUUGACAGUGAACAUGGUGAGAUGCAGAAUUCUCUGAUGUCAUUUGUGCUAGUGUGGGAGUGUGCGGAGGCAGCUUCUGGUAUCCCUUUUCUUAAUCACACUUGCACCCUUGAGCUCAGCACUGGAAACUAGCGACAGUUGUUCUCCUAUACACAAUUUUGACUUACUAUGCUGCAUCCUCCCAGUGCUUUGAGACCAAGUACCAAAGUAGACACCAGAAGCUGUCUCUGCUAUUGCAGCACACAGAGAAAGCCACCACUAAUGAGGGAUUACCUAAUAGACACCAUUCCUCUUCUAAUCAAUAAUCAAACACCCUUCCAGGAGUACAGAUUAUAAAUAAAAUUUUCACAGAAAAAGGAACCAUUAACAUGCUGGGAUAAGCAAGAUGUAGUGGGGUCUUUGGGGAUUGUAAAUGUAGCAUCAGAUUUUCAAUUUACACUUUUAUUUUUGUGUGAAACUACUGGAUCUGCACAGUAAUAUAUCUGAAAGCCGUUCUGAGUCAUUACAACUACAGUACAUGUUUUGCAGCUCUUUAAUGUCAUGUCUGACAGAAUGUUACAGAGUCCGUUUUCUUUUUGUUACAGUGAUACUAUUGAAAUCAGUAUUUCUAGUCCUUCUAGUAGUUAACUGAUCUGAUCCAGGCAAUGUUUUUAUUUCUCUCCCUUGUACAGGUUUAACAUGCACUGAACAAAAUUUCAUUACAAAAGCAGCAUUUCACCAAGCUGCAGCUGAGAAUGGACUCAUUGUUGUAGCCCCAGAUACUAGCCCACGUAAGUUUUGAGAUUGACAGAGUAAAUGCAUUUUGUACAUGUUGUGUACAUGAAUUUAAAGCAGAACUGUUAUUUUCAAGUUUUUCAGAAAGAACCUUUCUGUAAAAAAAUGUAAUCAUAAAUCCUGUGCUAUAAUUUGCUUUAAAUCAGUAUUUUUUUUUAUUCCAUCAUAAUUCUUGUAUACCCCAAUUAGCAUAGGGUAUGUGCACUCUUAUAAGUUCAUUCAAUUAGUUUUUAUACGGCACCACCUCCACCAGAUACAGGACGCUUUGGAGGUAUGUGACUGGUUUAAUGUUUUCUGUCGAUAAGAUUCUGUAAUUAGUCCCAUCAUAGUUGUCAGCACCAGACUCAAUAGGAUCUUAGUCUGGAUCUGGCACAAAUGCUACACCUAGUGAGACUAGGCAUAAGGUUCCACUAUGCGAGCUACACCAGAGACAUUAACCCUUUCAGUGCCAGAGCCAAGAGCAACACAAUACAGCUCAUUGUUUUAUUUAAUUUCUUUCUUUUAACAGAGAAAAUUUAAAAAAGUUAAUUUAUUAAACUCUAAAAUGAAAGAUAUUAUAAGGUGUGGACUACUUAAAUGUGAAAAAGUUCAUAGCUAAACAUAGGUUUCAUGGACACAUCCUGCCAUUUUCCAUCUGUCAUCAUAUGCAAUGGUGAAUGGGAACAGGUAUCUGUAUGUGCUAUGGGUAUAUGUGGAAGUUCAAUGCAUAUGGGCAAGGCAAAAGAUCCUCAAUAUUUAUACUCCUAUGCAUGAACAACAUAUUAACACUGAAGUAUUUUUACCUGUCCCUCUUACCUCAGGUGUCACCAUGUUGUCUAUGCAUUAUACAUAAGUCUACGUGACUUUCAACUAUAGUUUUAAUUUUCUUCUUCUGAGGCAAACAAUUUUCAUUUUCUAUAGCAUUGUAUUACCAUCCGUACUGUCUGAUAUGCAUUUCUUACAUUAGACAAUCCAGUUGUCCAAUAAAUAGAUGAAGUGAAUACUUUCCAUGCUGUCAUUUACAGGUGGUUGCAACAUUGAGGGAGAAGAUGAAAGCUGGGAUUUUGGCACAGGGGCUGGCUUCUAUGUCAAUGCCACGGAAGAUCCUUGGAAAUCUAACUAUAGAAUGUACUCGUACGUAGUCGACGAGGUAACUUUCAGUAACGUGGUUAUUCUUACAGAGAUAGACAUUGAUCCAUUCAUAGGCAUUUAGAAAUGUAUUCCUCUGAGAUCUUACAAAUGAGGACUAUUUAAAUACAGGGACAAUUUUACCUCAGUAAGUAGAGUAAUUAUCUUUCAUACUAUUUGUUUGCCUCGGAAAAGCGUACUUGCUACAUUUGCUUCACUGCUUUGGUUUGCCUCUAUGAAGUUAUACAGCCUAAAUGCAAGGUUUUUCUCUUAUAAAACCAUUAUCUUUGGAACUCAGCUCUACUGAUUCCACUGUUUUACUCUUUCUGAUUUGGGUUACCUGGGUGCAGUAAGGCUCUGUGAUUGAGCAGCUGUAAGUGGACAGUACUUUGAUGUUCCAGCAGUGAAUAGAUACCUUGGGGGACUGGUGGUGGAGGCAGAGGUUGGGAAUGACCAUUCAAGUAUCAUGAGCAUUGCUGCCACCACCACACCCUCCAGGUGGUUCUUCUUUACUUAAGUCCUGGCUCUGCAAUUUUCAUUGUCAAAUGUCACUAUUGCACAUAUCUAAUUAUAAAAUAAACGUUAGAGAAAAAGAGGUAUUUUUUUCACAUUGGCUGGCUGAUUUUGGCCUCAGUUCUAAUAUUGUUGGAUAAUCUUUCAAACUGAUGUAACAUUUUGAAACAAAAAUAUUUUCUAUUAUGAAAAAUAUUUUGAUAGUUUUGGAUUUAUAGAACUUUUUUAUAUAUAAUUUUUCAACUGAUAUUUUAAUAUUUCUAAAAUAUUAAAUAUAUAAACACGAUGAAAGAGAAUCUAACACGGAGUGUGUAAUGGUUGUGGGGUAAUUAGGGCAUAACCCAACAUAGAAAUCAAUAAGAAGAUUAGUACAGACUAGUAAGAACAAGCCCAAUACCAAUCCUAUUACCCUUUUUAAAGUACUACUCCAACAUUGGAAUGAGAUAACCUUAAAAAUGUAUAAUUCACAACUUUAUUAAAUCUUUAUAAGGAUGAUUACAAAAACAUACACAAAAAAACUGCCAGAAAAAUGUGAUAAAGUGAAAAAAUAGAAAAUUUGUAGAAGAACUGAUGGAUCCUAUAUAGAUAGUCAGAAUGAUCUCCCAGCUUGGAAUUAGAUUAGAAAGCAGGUAACCUGAUACUAUGUUGCAAAAAUGCAUACAAAUUGAAAGCACCACGUAUGAUUACAACAUAUGAUGCAGGCUGGGAUUGGGUUAAACAAGGUAUUCUAAAGUUUUGGCCUCCUGUAACUGAAGAUAUACACCUCAAACAAAUUCUGGGCCUCCACAUUAACAUCACGGCACGUAGAGGUAGAAAUCUGAAAGUUCUUCUAUCUCCUAGUCAUUUCCAACCCCAAUAUUCCAUCAAACAAACUUGGCUUACUAGUCCCCUCACGGGUUCCUUCAGGUGUGGGCGAUGUGUGGCAUGCAAGUUUAUCAAGCGUGAUUCUAAGCACAUAACUGACAGUGAAGGUAAACAGUCCUUCAAAAUUAACACAUUCUUUAAUUGCAACACCACUGGUCUGGUUUACUUUUUAACCUGCGUAUGCAAUCUUAAAUAUGUUGGUAAGACCUUUUGUCCUGUCUACAAAUGCUCGCAGUUUAGGGAAUAAGAUCCAUGAACUUGUGGCAAUAAUGGCAACUGAUAGUGUAGAUUUAGCUGUUACUGAGACCUGGUAUAAUGAGAAAAAUGACUGGGACAUAGCAAUACCAGGGUACUCUUUAUAUAGAAAAGACAGGGAAGGCAUGAAAGGGGGAGGGGUAGCCCUGUAUGUGAAGGAUAGCAUAAAAGUUAGUGAGGUUACGUUAGAAUUUGGUAAUCACACAGUAACUCGUGUAGGUGUGAUUUAUAGGCCCCCAGGGCAAAUAGAAGAGUUAGAUAAUCUACUGGUUGAAGAAAUAGCUAAAAUGACAAUGAAGGGGGAAGUUAUCAUCAUGGGUGACUUUAAUCUUCCUGAUGUGAAUUGAAAAACCAAAAUAGCAGCUUGUACCAUGAGCACACACAUUCUAAACUCUCUACUGGGAUUGUGUCUAAAACAAGUCCAACUCGUAAAGAGGCCAUACUGUUUUAGAUCAAAUCAAGUGUUUGAUUAUUUGUCUAUCUACUCCUUUCUAAAUUAAUUGUGCGCAUGUCUUCUAGAAGUAAAUCACACCGGACACAUUGCAGGUUUAUGAAGAACUCCAGAGUGGACUUUAUUCCAAGGGGUGGGUAGCCCCUUUUAAAGCAGAAAUACGUCAUGUACAGAGUCACAGUUAACAUAAAGUAUACAUUCAACAAUUGGUUAACAGUCCAAGGGGUCUUGUCUAAACCCACCCUACGGGAAGUAAUGUCAUCAUUACAAAGUUCUCCCACCCACAUUCCAGCUCCAUCUUGGUUACACGAUAGUAGUUACUGAACAGAGAGGGGCUGAAGGGGAAACAGUUACUUUAACAGCGAUUCUCCAUUUUGUUACACGUGGCACAUAGCUGUUAGUUGCACAAAGGACGUGGGGGAGGAGUUAGUAAAGGAAGCUGUUCUUUUAACACAGGAAUUUGUUACACGAGGCUUGCUCGAUGGGGGGUAGCCGGAUGGGAGGAAUUUACAGAGGAAAUAGUUACUGUGCAUACAGAGUAAAAAAUACAUUUUAUCCAUUCAAGUAUUUUGUCCAUAACAAUACUACAUUUAGUGUGAACAAAUAGAGAUUUGGUAUCAGAUAUUGCUGUAGGUGAAAGUUUAGGAUCCAGUGAUCAUCAGUCAGUGUGGUUUAAGAUAAGAACAGUAACUGAGUCACACCACACAAAAACAAAAGUUUUAGACUUUAGAAAAAUAGACUUUUCUAAAAUUAGAAUUUGUGUAAAGGAGUCAUUAUCAGACUGGAGCAAUUUAAAUGGAGUCCAAGAGAAAUGGGAUUAUUUAAAAGUUGCACUGCUGAAGACAACAGAAAAUUGUCAGUAAAAGCAAGGCUUGUCAGUAAAAGCAAAAAAUUCAAGAAACCACUGUGGUACUCCGCAAAUGAGGCCAAAAUAGUAAAAAACAAAUAGUUGGCAUUUAGUAAUUAUAAAAAAAAAAAAACAGAGUCAGGAAGACAAAAUGAUCUAUAAGAUUAGGCAGAAAGAGGCUAAGCGAGUUAUAAGAGCUUCCAAAUCACACACAGAAGAGAAAAUAGCAUGGUCAGUAAAAAAAAAAAAAGGGGACAAAACUUUUUUACAUACAUAAGUGAGAAAAGGAAAGUAAAACAAGGCUUAGAUUAAAAACAAAAGAAGGAAGAUAUGUAGACGAGGAUAAAGGUCUAGCUGACUGCCUCAAUUAAUAUUUUUGUUCAGUAUUUACAGAUGAAAAUGAAGGAAAGGGGCCUCAGUUAGGAAAAAGGACAAAGUCAAUUGUUACAUGUAAUUUUACAGAGGAAGAGGUUCUAUUUCAACUGUCAAAAGUAAAGACGUAAGUUAAUGGGACCUGAUGGAAUACACCCAAAGUUAUUAAAAUAGCUUCCUGGUGUACUAGCAAAACCAUUAACAGAUUUAUUUAACAAAUCAUUAACAGGAGUAGUCCCAGAAGAUUGGAAGUCCGCGAAUGUUGUGCCCGUUCACAAAAAAGGUAGCAGGGAGGAGUCGGGCAACUAUAGGCUAGUUAGCGUUACUUCAGUAGUGGGGAAAGUAAUGGAAACCAUGUCAAAGGAUAGGAUUGUUGAACAUCUAAAAUCACAUGGAUUUCAAGAUCAGAGACAACAUGGGUUUACUUCAGGGAGAUCAUGCCAAACUAAUCUAAUUGAUUUUUUUGAUCGGGUAACUAAAAUAAUCAGGGUUGUGCAAUAGACAUUGCUUACCUAGAUUUCAGUAAGGCUUUUGACACUGUUGCACAUAGAAGGCUUAUCAAUAAAUUGCAAUCUUUACGUUUGGAUUCCAAUAUUGUUGAAUGGGUAAGGCAGUGGCUGAGUGACAGGCAACAGAAGGUUGUAGUCAAUGGAGAAUAUUUGAAGCAUGGCUUGUCACCAGUGGGGUACCUCAGGGAUCUGUACUUGGACCCAUUCUUGUUAAUAUUUUUAUUAGUGAUAUUGCAGAAGGUCUUGAUGGUAAGGUAUGCCUUUUUUGCUGAUGAUACUAAGAUAUGUAACAGGGUUGAUGUUCCAGGAGGGAUAAGCCAAAUGGCAAAUGAUUUAGGUAAACUAGAAAAAUGGUCAGCGUUGUGGCAACUGACAUUUAAUGUGGAAAAGUGCGAGAUAAUGCAUCUUGGGUGUAAAAACCCUAGGGCAGAGUACAGAAUAUUAGACAGAGUCCUAUCCACAACAUCUGAGGAAAGGGAUUUAGGGGUGAUUAUUUCUGAUGACUUAAAGAUAGGCAGACAAUGUAAUAGAGCAGCAGGAAUGCUAGUGCUUGGUUGUAUAGGAAGAGGACUUAGCAGUAGAAAGAGAGAUGUGCUCAUGCCAUUGUACAGAACACUGGUGAGACCUCACUUGGAGUAUUGUACGCAGUACUGGAGACCGUAUCUCCAGAAGGAUAUUGAUACUUUAGAGAGAGUUCAGAGAAGGGCUACUAAACUGGUUCAUGGAUUGUAGGAUAAAACUUACAAGGAAAGGUUAAAGGAACUUAACAUUUAGAGCUUGGAGCAAAGACUAAACAGGGGGGAUAUGAUAGAAACAUUUAAAUACAUAAAGGGAAUCAACACCGUAAAGGAGGAGACUAUAUUUAAAAGAAAAACUACCACAACAAGAGGACAUAGUCUUAAAUUAGAGGGGCAGAGGCUUAAAAAUAAUAUCCUGAAAUAUUGCAUUACUGAGAGGGUAGUGGAUGCAUGGAAUAGCCUUCCAGCUGAAGUGGUAGAGGUUAACAAAGUAAAGAAAUAUAAGCAUGCGUGGGAUAGGCAUAAGGCUAUCCUAACUAUAAGAAAAGGCCAGGGACUAAUGGAAGUAUUUAGAAAAAUAUGUCCUUUCAAAGAAAGGAUUAAGGAACAUGUAAGGUCUCCCAAGUUAAGCAUAGAGACCCCCAUUGCCCAUCACCUUAAAGAAUUCCACUCAGGAGAUUCCCAAAGACUUUGUUACUGUGGGUUGGAACUGGUUAAAUGCAACCAAAGAAGGGGUGAUUAUGACAGGUUCCUGAGACAAUGUGAGAGCUUCUGGAUUUAUCGCCUGAAGACUCUUCAACCUAAAGGGUUAAAUGAGGGCUUCUCUUUUGCACAAUUUAUUUAGUUGGCAAUACAUUUAUAAAUAUGUUUUAUUAUUGGAUUCUCUUCUAUCCAACAUUGACAUUAAUUUUGUUCCAGUCACUUGUCACAUUUGUAUAUGCAGCUCAGACAGGAUACAUAGAUAUGUACAUUAAUAUCUUAUUUUUAUGUCUAACACUUCUAUAUUUCAUCUGAUGCUUACACCGCACAUCCAAUUUUGAAAGAGGUUCUUAAUAUCUUUCCUCUCCUUAUUAGGGAUAUAUACUUUAAGAUUGACUGAAUUCUUUACAUGUUUUCUGGCAUUUGAGGAGUUAUUUUUUUGCUUUCACGACCCUCUGGCAUUGGAGGGGUCAAUUUGUUGGUUCUAAUGACCCUCCUCCUCUUUCUCUGCCUAAUUGGAUAUGCAGCUGUCACUGACAUCACAAAAAAAGGCGGCUCCAUUUUCCCUUAAAAAGAGGCAAGAUUUUAGUCUGAUCUUAGCUCUUGACAAAGGCGCAUAUAAGUGCCAAAACGCACAUCAAGCAGAUGCACCACUGGUCAUUUUUAAAACUUGGACAGCUUUUGCAUACCUUAGCAACUUGCUAUUACUAUAAAUCUUAACGAUCUUCCUGGGCAAAUAGGCAGUUUCUAUUUUUAGGCAGUAGUAGAUGAGUUAUGUGCCUCACCCUUCUGUCAGUCCCUACAUUGGCUUCCUAUAAGAUCAAUUUAAAAUUCUGGUUCUUGCUUUCAAAUCUCUACAUAAUGCUGCUCCCACCUAUCUAUCCCCCCUAUACACAAGUAUGCCCGUCUAGGCCCUUACAAUCUGCUGAAGACUUACGUCUAUCUUCUGUCCGUACCAUUCCUGUGGAACUCUCUUCCCUCCUCCGUUAGAUGCUCACCCAGUCUCCACUCCUUCAAAAAAUCGUUAAAAACCCACUUCUUCAUAAAAGCGUAUCAACUGAACUGUUAAUAGCUCCCGACUGAUUCCUCUUCUGCAACUGUCACUAGUCUAAUACUAUCCUUACCUUUUUGUGUCAUUUUACCCCACUCCCUCUAGCAUGUAAGCUCAUUGAGCAGGGCCCUCAACCCCUCUGUUCCUGUGUGUCCAACUUGUCUGGUUACAACUACCGUACAUGUCUGUUCGUCCACCCAUUGUAAAGCGCUGCGGAAUUUGAUGGCGCUAUACAAAUAACAUAAUAAUAAUAACUGCCUUUUGUCACUGGCUUUUUUUGUGACCAACUGCCAUUUGCCCCUGGCUUUUGGAGGAGCCUGAUUGCCAGCCUCCUGCCUUAUUACUAGGGCCCUGGGGUGAAUGGCCCUUUAAAAACAUUAUUUGGGCAUAUUGGAUUGUAACACACUUUUUCUGCCCUUUAAUUUCAUGAGAAAAUGUGCCUCUAACCCUCCCCCCUCUUCCUGUCUCUUGUUUCUCCAGCAGGGUGUUGUCCCAGGGACACUGCCAGACCAGUUUAAACUGGCUGCUUUGUCCUUCCUCAGUCUCUCAUCAGCCCUUGCUAAACUUUAACCCCAUGGCAAUUUUAUUCUGUUCGUGGGAUCUGAGCGCUGUUCAGAUAUAUUGAGCGCUCAGAUCCAAGCUAUCUGGGCAUAGGUUGAAUGUGGAAGGUUCUGUUCAGUAUAAUAGGAAUUAUGUAUUUUUAUGUAUUUUUACUGUUGUUGUAAAUGGAGAUAUUCCCUGUAGCUGGAAGUAAUUGUUACCACACCCACUUAAGCCAACUAUCUCCAGGAUAGAGGAGAAGAUAGACCGGCUGCACAGCCUAAAUCUGUGGAACUGUUUUGGGCAUGAAAGCCAUGAUUGCAGUUGGUCGGUUAGGACUUCCACCUAACUUUUGAACCACUGGACCAAUUUGUAUUAUUUUGACAUAUGUUUGUAUACUGAUUAUGCUGGUUCAGAAUAUGUGAAUUGCUAUAAAUAUUGUGUAAAUCUGUAUAUUUUCUUCCUGUGGUAAUUAAGUUAACCCAUUGUGUUCAGGAAUUAUAUCACAGGCAGAAGGGAGGGUUUGUGUGCCUUGGCUGGGAGUGUCUGACUGUACUGUAAUGUUUUGAUUAGCUAUUGUAACUGCAUGUCCUGUAUCCCACAAGGUCCACGUGGGUGGUAACCUUGUGGGAAAACUUGUAUAUAAGUGCCAAUAAACCCUCAGACUGCUGAGUUCCUGUUUGACCCUCAACAUAGAGCCUGGUCUCAUGUGUGGGGGAAAAGGCUGCAUCUACACUGGGGGAUUGCUAUACUCUGUAUACUCCCCUGGCCAUAAUCACUAAGCUCUUUUAAGAGCUUGUUCCUGCUUCGCUCUCUGAAGGAAGAGAGUUUAACCCACUUGACAAAUAAAAACAACAAUAGAAAAGUCUGCGCCACAUUAAAUAAUAAAAACAGAAUAAAAAUAAGCAAAGUCCAAAUAAAAAGAAGUCCAACUUAUAUGUCCUUACGAAUGGUCUUUAAGGAAGUUGGUGCAAUGGUAGGGUCUUCAGAUAUAGUAGUGGUUCCACUUAUAUGGAAGAUAAAAGAGAGGGAUAACCAAUAGUGCAAUAUGUAUAGCUCAGAUAUGGACGUAAUAGAAAAUAAUGGUAGAGAACUCACAUUUGCAAGAGCUUAUAUCCAGCUCUGGGGUAAAGUGCGUACAGCGGUAUAGUCCCCGCUUAUGGGAUAUGUAGUGGGUACCUCUCCGUCACUGGUGUCCAAUUCUCAGGAAAAAAGGAGACAGCCAAUAGUGCUCACUGUAUAACAGUGUCAGUAUAAAUUAAUUAAAAACGUACUUACAAAUAAAGACCGACUGCUCUGUGAUAUCAGCAUAGGUGGAUUAAUCCCCACCUAGGAUUUCUUGGGGUGCGGGAAACUUCCAAACGGUUAUAAAACUUUCUUUCGGCAGGAAUCAUUCAGUCGCAAAUCCCGAUGAUUUUUAUUCUGUUUUUAUUAUUUAAUGUGACGCAAGCCUUUUCUAUUGUUUUUAUUUGUCUUGUUUUAAAGAGUUUUGAGGGAUUCCCCUUUAAGGGUUGCUGCCUAUUAGUUGACCAGCGCUGUCUCAUCCAUGUACCAUUAACCCAGCCUUGUCGUAGGUCCAGGGUGGGUAGGAGCCCUCGGGAAGCACUAGGAGCAUCCAUCAACGGAGGUACCCAGUCGGGGUGCCAGGUGAUCCGUUACAAGUUAGUAUCGGCUAUUUUAGGUAGAUGGGCUGCCUUAAAGGACCACUCUAGGAACCCAGACCACUUCAGCUUAAUGAAGUGGUCUGGGUGCCAGGUCCAGCUAGGGUUAACCCAUUUUUUCAUAAACAUAGCAGUUUCAGAGAAACUGAGGCGCUUGCGUGCUUCUCACUGUGAUUUUCACAGUGAGAGCACGCCAGCGUCCAUAGGAAAGCAUUAUGAAUGCUUUCCUAUGAGACAGGCUGAAUGCGCGCGCAGCUCUUGCCACGCGUGCGCAUUCAGCCGAAGAGGAGGAUCGGAGGAGGAGAGCUCUCCACCCAGCACUGGAAAAAGGUAAGUUUUUACCCCUUUCCCCUUUCCAGAGCCGGACGGGAGGGGGUCCCUGAGGGUGGAGGCACCCUCAGGGCACUAUAGUGCCAGGAAAACGAGUAUGUUUUCCUGGCACUAUAGUGGUCCUUUAAAGCAGCAGUGUUAGACUUUUCUAAAAUUAGAAUAUGGGUAGAGGAGUCAUUAUCAGACUGGAGCAAUUUAAAUGGAGUCCAAGAAAAAUGGGAUUAUUUAAAAAUUGCACUAUUGAAGGCAACAGAAAAUUGCAUUAGGCUUGUCAGUAAAAGCAAAAAAUUCAAGAAACCACUGUGGUACUCCGCAGAUGUGGCCAAAAUAGUUAAAAACAAAAAGUUAGCAUUUAGGAAUUAUUAAAAAACCCAGAGUGAGGGAGACAAAAUGAUCUAUAAGAUUAGGCAGAAAGAGGCUAAGCAAGUUAUAAGAGCUUCCAAAUCACACACAGAAGAGAAAAUAGCACAGUCAGUAAAAAAGGGGGAUAAAACAUUUUUAGAUACAUAAAUGAGAAAAGAAAAGUAAAACAAGGAUUAGUUAGAUUAAAAACAAAAGAAGGAAGGUAUGUAGAAGAGGAUAAAGGUCAGGCUGACUGCCUCAAUGAAUAUUUUUGUUCUGUAUUUACAGAAGAAAAUGAAGGAAAGGGACCUCAGUUGAGAAAAAGGAUAAAUGAGUCAUUUAUUACACGUGAGUUUACAGAGGAAGAGGUUCUAUAUCAACUGUCAAAAGUAAAGACAAAUAAGUCAAUGGGACCUGAUGGAAUACACCCAAAGCUAUUAAAAGAGCUUAGUGGUGUACUAGCAAAACCAUUAACAGAUUUAUUUAACCAAUCAUUGUUAACAGGAGUAGUCCCAGAAGAUUGGAAGUUAGCAAAUGUUGUGCCCAUUUACAAGAAAGGUAAUAGGGAGGAGUCGGGCAACUAUAGGCCAGUAAGCCUUACUUCAGUAGUGGGGAAAGUGAUGGAAACCAUGUUAAAGGAUAGGAUUGAUGAACAUCUAAAAACACAUGGAUUUCAAGAUCAGAGACAACAUGGGUUUACUUCAGGGAGAUCAUGCCAAACUAAUCUUAUUGAUUUUUUUGAUUGGGUAACUAAAAUUAUAGAUCAGGGUGGUGCAGUAGACAUUGCUUACCUAGAUUUCAGUAAGGCUUUUGACACUGUUGCACAUAGAAGGCUUAUCAAUAAACUGCAAUCUUUAAGUUUGGAUUCAAAUAUUGUUGAAUGGGUAAGGCAGUGGCUGAGUGACAGGCAACAGAGGGUGGUAGUUAAUGGAAUAUAUUCGAAGCUUGGACUUGUCACCAGUGGGGUACCUCAGGGAUCUGUACUUGGACCCAUUCUCUUUAAUAUUUUUAUUAGUGAUAUUGCAGAAGGUCUUGAUGGUAAGGUAUGUCUUUUUGCUGAUGAUACUAAGAUAUGUAACAGGGUUGAUGUUCCAGGAGGGAUAAGCCAAAUGACAAAUGAUUUAGGUAAACUAGAAAAAUGGUCAGAAUUGUGGCAACUGACAUUUAAUGUGGAUAAGUGCAAGAUAAUGCAUCUUGGACGUAAAAACCCAAGGGCAGAGUACAGAAUAUUUGAUAGAGUCCUAACCUCAACAUAUGAGGAAAGGGAUUUAGGGGUGAUUAUUUCUGAUGACUUAAAGGUAGGCAGACAAUGUAAUAGAGCAGCAGGAAAUGCUAGCAGAAUGCUUGGUUGUAUAGGGAGAGGUAUUAGCAGUAGAAAGAGGGAAGUGCUCAUGCCAUUGUACAGAACACUGGUGAGACCUCACUUGGAGUAUUGUACACAGUACUGGAGACCGUAUCUUCAGAAGGAUAUUGAUACCUUAGAGAGGGUUCAGAGAAGGGCUACUAAACUGGUUCAUGGAUUGCGGGAUAAAACUUACCAGGAAAGGUUAAAGGAUCUUAACAUGUAUAGCUUGGAGGAAAGACGAGACAGGGGGGAUAUGAUAGAAACAUUUAAAUAUAUAAAGGGAAUCAACACAGUAAAGGAGGAGACUAUAUUUAAAAGAAGAAAAACUACCACAACAAGAGGACAUAGUCUUAAAUUAGAGGGACAAAGGUUUAAAAAUAAUAUCAGGAAGUAUUACUUUACUGAGAGGGUAGUGGAUGCAUGGAAUAGCCUUCCAGCUGAAGUGGUAGAGGUUAACACAGUAAAGGAGUUUAAGCAUGCGUGGGAUAGGCAUAAGGCUAUCCUAACUAUAAGAUAAGGCUAGGGACUAAUGAAAGUAUUUAGAAAAUUGGGCAGACUAGAUGGGCCGAAUGGUUCUUAUCUGCCGUCACAUUCUAUGUUUCUAUGUGUUUAGCUUAUUUCACACUGGCUAUAUCUAGUUUAUGAGGGGUUAUUUACAGUUUUUUUAGCUAUCUUUUCUAUACUAUUGGCUAAUCUCUGUAUCUUCAGGGUGUAUCUUAUAUGGGACUACUUGUUCCUUCACUUAUGAGCGGACCAAUUUAGGUCUGCAUACUUGUCUAUCAUCUAUAUAUUAUUAAUUUGGCUCUCAGCACUUGACCAUACGGGAUAUUAUACUAAGGGCAAUUUCAUAUUCAAUUGUUGUUUUCCCGGCUGUCCUAGUUUCUCAGGCUGGGGUUUACUGCUUUGGAUUACCCCAUAUAUUCCAAUUUCCUUUUCUUUCUAUGGUUUCUUAAGGAUUAGUUAAGCUGAUUAAUAAGAGAGUCACUGGUUAACACCACAGAGCCUUCUUUAUGCUACGAUUUCUGCCUAUGAUCCAUUACACUGCCUUAGGAUCAGUCUGCUAUUCUUUAUCUACAUUUGUUAUCUAUUAGGUAUUAUAUCACUUUCCUAGCCCCCAGCAGCUCAGAAGACUUAGUCGGGUGCUUUCAAUUUGUAUGCAAUUUUGCAACAUAGUAUCAGGUUAAGUUCACCUGCUUUCUAGUCUAUUCCCAAACUUGGAGAUCAUUCUGACUAUCUGUAUAGGAUCCAUCUGCUUGUCCAAUUUUAUUUAUUUUCUAUUUUUUUACUUUAUCACAUUUUUCUGGCAGUUUUUUUUGUGUGUGUUUUUGUAUCAUCCUUAUAGGGAUAGUUGUGAAUUAUACAUUUUUAAGGUUUUCCCAUUCCAAUGUUGGACUAGUACUUUAACCCCUUAAGGACCAAACGUCUGGAAUAAAAGGAAAUCAUGACAUGUCACUCAUGUCAUGUGUCCUUAAGGGGUUAAUAAGGGUAAUAGGAUUGGUAUUUGGCUUGUUUCUUACUAGUCUGUAUCAAUCUUCUUAUUGAUAAAACAUUAAAUAAUUUAAAAGCUUAAACAGCAUUCAAAUCAAGGCCUUAGUGAGAGAAUCCAUUAUAUGUAUGUAUGUAUGUAGUGGCAAAAGUACCCUUGCCAUGGGCUCUUGGAGGGGCCUGCUGUCCAGCUUCUUGCCAAAAGGCUAUGGGCCCUUUAAAAACGUAUGUGAUUUAUGUACUAUUGUACUCCAGAAAGAGAGACCGACCGUUAGCACUAAUUCCCUGGAACUGUUUUGGGCAUAGGACCAUGUGCACAGUCGGCCAAAACUAUGACUUCCAUGGAAAUUCCAAACCGAUCUGGGUGAUUUUUGGCUAUGUUGGUCCCCCAGAUCAGGGCUAUCAGGGGAUGUGACUUUAGUGGGGUUUCCAUGUGUUUUGGGGGUACUUUCUGGAGGUUGUUAAAAUGUGUUUUCUGUGCCUGGAGAUAAUUGACUUUAGUAUAGUUCCUGACUCCAUUAUCUCUCAGGCACAGGGGAGGGAUUAUCUUGUUUUGUGUGGGUGUCCUGGACCUGAGAGCCAAUGUAAUCAUGUGUAUGUUUUUGCCUUUAGCCUACUCUCAGGUCCUGUGGGGAAUGCCCCUGGAAUAUGUAACCGUAAACCACUUGCAUGGUGACUUUCAUAUAAGCCAGUUGUGGCUGCCAUUAAGAGUUCCUGCUUACCCUGAACAUAUAGUCUCAUGUGUGGGGGAGGGAAACAGAUGUAUCUGCUCAGGGGAUUGCUAUAUCACUAUACUCCCCUGGGUUAUAAUCGCUUGCUCUUGUAAGAGCAUCUUGUUUACUCUCUGGACUAGGAGAGGUCCACCCACUGGAAGCUAGAUCCUGGUCUUGGGUCCAGGGUGGAUGGAGGACAGCGAGACCCCAACCAAGCUGUAAUGCUGGCUGUGGGGUUAAUGGUGUCCGGUGCGGUGCUUAUGGUACUCAAGGAUUACUAGGAAGCAGCGAUUGGCGGAGGCCACCAGGUGGUCCACCAUAUAUAAUAUUUUAUAUAUAUAUAUAUAUAAUCUCCUGCACUCCACCAAAACCACUUUAUUGCCUGGUGCUGUCCAGACAAAAUACAAAAAUAUAAAAAAAAGGAUAGCACUCCAGGGACUUGAAAUAAGACUUAACUUUUAUUACCUUAUUUUAUGUUACAUGAUUCCCUCAAGCUUUCAUCAGGACAAAUUUAUAUUUAUUAUAAAACUUGCUUUGAUGAUUCCUUAUCAUACUUGAAUAUCUCUGAUAAUUUCGUGAGCAAUGGUUUACAUUGCUUCUCUUUUGUGGUACCAAUAUGGUCUUGCUGUUUAUCUGGCUGAUCAAAAAAAAAAAACACUGGUUAGUCGUCUUCUGUAUAUGUCAGAGCUUUAUACCAACCAUAGACAGCUCUCUCGAUUUAACAAUGGUAAUUUGUAUGGUUAACUCAUGCCCUAGAAAAAACCUACAGGCUGAUUGAUAUUAGGAUAUUAUGCAUGAAUGUGUGUCCUACUGCCUUUGGUCAUAUAUGUAAUAUAAUAACGUAUGAUUAUUUUAUUCACUGAAGGGAAAAUAACAAAUGGGACUGAAAAUCUAAUGCAGUGUGUGAAGAGUGAUUUUUAUCUAAUGUAUUUCAGCUGCCUCACCUUAUCAAUGGAAAUUUCCCUGCGGACCCAGAUAGAAUUUCCAUUAUGGGGCACUCCAUGGGCGGGCAUGGUGCUUUAAUUUGUGCCCUGAAGAAUCCUGGGAAAUACAAGGUAAUGCUGUCAUCCAAGGGGAAAUGUGUGUAAAUAACUACUGAACCAGACGAUCAUGCAGAAUCUAUGCUAUUGAGCACAAGCACAUUAACCCCUCUGUGAUAAAAAUCCAAACACUAAACGUAUUACUCUAUAGCGUUUGGCAGCAGUUGUUGGGGUUGUUUUUUUUUUUUUUUAAAUAAUUUCUGGAUUCCUGUAUUGAUUUAUUAGGCAUUACAUUAGUCGGGGACAUAACUCCUCAUGAAGUUGUAUAAGUAAACACAAUCAAAUGGUUAGCAACAUUCUACACCAGUGAUUUAUUUCCCACUAGGUUAAAUGGACCUUUACUAGGACUCUGAAAUUGAAGUGAGUGGCUUAAUUUUUUUAAAUUUGUUUUACUAUUAUUAUUUAACGGCCUCUCCUGCCUCCAGAUGUAGUUUCCAGAUGCUUAAAAGGUCUUUGGGAUUGGGUGUCUGUAUUAGGAAAUAGCAUAACAAAUUGUCUGUGUAUAACGUACAGGGGAGGACAACUCAUUAGAGGUUGUGCUUCUCUGAUGGAUGGGGGCAGCGGAGGAAUAAAAUACAAAAUAAUGCUCAACUGGAUCAGGAUUCACCAGUCCUGGUUAAAAGAGCAAAAGUAAAAAAGACUAUAAGUGUAGUAUUCAGGAGCUAAUAUUUAGAGUAUAAAAGAGACAAAUAAUAAAAAGUGUCAGGGCUGUAAAAUGGAAUAGAUAAAAUGAGAUUGAUAAAAUGAUUGAGAGAACAAAAUUAUGAAUUCUCUGCAUCACAGGCACAACCUCCUUACCUACUACUUCUGUCGCAAUAAAUAAUCAAACACAAUUUCACCUUUAUUUUUUUUGUUGUUAUUAAUUUAAUAUAAAAUGUAGAAAUUAACCGAUGAUUUGAGGGGUCUAUACUCUAAAUGUGUAAAAAAAAAAAAAAAAUCCAAACUAUUAAAUCCUGGGUUUUCUCCUUUGUGCCUCCCAAUUUCUCUUCUUCCCCCCCUCCCCCCCUUUGAAUUAAAGUUUCUUAUCUAUAUUACCCAUAGUAAAAUAAGAAAUAAAACUUGUGCUCAUGAAAAUGUUAAUUGCGAUUAUCUAGUAUUUCAACCAAAAAACAAACAAGAGUCCUGUGCAUCCAGUAUAGGUGUGCACACCCAGGGGCUACCACAAUUUAUUUGAGGACAAAGUUAAAACAGCAAACGUUUCGAGCAGCAGCCCUUUCUCAAUGCUAAUGACAUUAGCAUUGAGAAAGGGCUGCUGGACAUUAGCAUUGAGAAAGGGCUGCUGCUCAAAACGUUUGCUGUUUUAACUUUGUCCUCAAAUAAAUUGUGGUAGCGCCUGCGUGUGCACACCUAUACUGGAUGCGCAGGAAUCUUGUUUGUUUUUUGGUUGUAUAUACACUGUUGGGACUUCAGUGUGGAGUAUCUGCAGCACAGGUCUAACUUGUUCUUUGUUUAUAUUUUGAAUUUUGUAGGCAUUUUUUGCCUCUACCUCACCCUAUAUAUCUAGUAUUUCAUCAUCAUUUUAUCUCUGCAUAAGGGUUGCGUAUCUCUUUGCAGUGUAGCUUGACAUUUCUGCAGGAUCUUAGAGAUGAAGUGGUUAAACUGCAAUGGCCAGGUCUAUAUCAUGUAUCUUGUUUUUGAAGAAUAUCUUGGUUAUUUGUGCCCAUAAGUAUUUUAAGAUUAGUAUAUUCCUGUAAUUAGGUCAUCUGGAGUAUCUUUUCUUUUCAAGAUGACUCAGUCUUUUCAUUUAAAACUCCCACUGCUCAUGUUGAAUCCUCUGAUGUAUGUUUUGUGUUUCACUAAUUAAGAAAGGAUAAGGAUAGAGAAAACAAGAUAUGAAUAAUGGAGCUUAAGUACGCCACACCGAUUAUUUUUAUUGCAAGGAGAGAUGAUGCAGUAUAGAUUUUGAGACGUUUGAUUCCAUAUUUUAUUGCUUAUAUCUAUAUAUUUAUUAUGUUGCCCCUUUAUUUCAAUAGAACUCUUCUUUGUCUACUCAAACAUACUUAUGUUCACCUUCUACAUAUCAUAAGCUAGAUGUUUUGAAAAAAAUAAUUCUGCUAGCAGUGACUUUGAAAGAUCACUUUUUCAUAACACUCACAGAAUGCCUUGUAGAAUAUAUUCAAGUGACCACAUCUACUAUUUUCACGCUUUAGCUAUCCUUAGCCGUGUUCUGUUGUAUUUAACAUAGCGUUUGGAGCAAAACAUGGAUUAGGAUCCAAAUUAAUUGUAAGGCCUAGUCACAGACUGCAAUUAAACUUACUGGGUGUCCUAAAUGUGGCAUUGGCAUGCCAUUAGACCAUAAAUGGAAUACAUUUGUUGUAAUGAAAACAGUGGUAGAAGUCUUGAAGAAUAAAGUGGGUUUUUUUGUUUUGUUUUUUUAUAAAUCUGCACAUUUUUAUUCUGGAUUUCCAAAUGGAUUAUCUCUGGAGUUUUCAUUUUUAUAAUGUUGCUUGUUGUUCUAAAUAAUUACUAGAACAUCUAGUAUUUAAUUUUUUCUUCAGUUUUUUUGAAAUGGCACUUUUCCGCAGAAACACAUCCAGCAAAGAAGACUUGAUUUCUUGGUGUGCCCUUUGGAAAUUAAUGUAUUCUAUUGUUGAAAGAAGUAAUGAACUUUUUAAUUUAUUUAUUUUCUUCAAAAAUGUAACUUAUUUAUUUAGAAAUGAAUAUGCCAGGAAGAAUCCAUUGUGAUUUAUCUUGUUUUAAAGUAUGUCAUUUACGAACAAAUAUUGCAAUGUAGGAACAAGUUACACAUUUAACAUUACACUCUUAACCUAUCACUGGCACCCAAGUCAAUCCUUUAGAAGUAUGGCGGCUGUCAGAUUGGAACCUCAUGCCUCCAUAAAUAUAGCAAAAUCUUGCUGUAUUCAAGCCAGAAGCUGUAGAUCUGCAUGCUGUUUGCCUAAAAAACAAACAAAAAAAAACUGUCCGCUGACAUCAUCAGAAGUGGUAGCCUGAUCCAAUCACAGUGCUUCUCCAUAGGAUUGGCUGAGACUGACAAGGAGGCAGAUCAGGGGGAGAGCCAGCAUGAUUCAAACACAGUCCUGGCCAAUCAGCAUCUCCUCAUAGAGAUGAAUUGAAUCAAUGAAUCUCUAUGAGGAAAGUUCAGUGUCUGCAUGCAGAGGGUGGAGACACUGAAUGUUUGGAUGCAUUUUAGGCAGCCAUGACCCAGGAAGGAUCUCUAACAGCCAUCCGAGGAGUGGCCAGUGAAGUUAUCACUAGGCUGUAAUGUAAACACUGCAUUUUCUCUGAAAAGACACUGCUUACAGCAAAAAGCCUGAAGGUAAUGAUUCUACUCACCAGAACAAAUUCAAUAAGCUGUAGUUGUUCUGGUGAUUAUAGUGUCCCUUUAACCCCCUAAGGACCAAACCUCUGGAAUAAAAGGGAAUCGUGACAUGUCACACAUGUCAUGUGUCCUUAAGGGGUUAAAGUUCAAUUUGCAGAGCAGGAUAUAACGGUUAAAGUAAAAUACAUCUGAUUGAAAAUUUUUAUUUCAUUCAGGCUGUGUCGUUUACAGCCGGGAGAGGUGUGGCUAGGACUGCAUAUAUAGAAACAAAAUUGAUUUAACUCCUAAAUGGCAGAGAAUUGAGCAGUGAGACUGCAGGGACAUGAUCUACCCACAAAAACAGCUUCAUAAAGUUAAAGUUGUUUUGGUGACUAUUGUGUCUCUUUAAUUUUAUUUAUUUUUAAUUUCUUACUUCCAAAUGCAGGAGUUACAAAAAUCUGUGUUUUCUUCUUUGAGACACCCUGUUUGCUAUUAUUAAUUGUUACUGUUAUAUCUCAGUUUGGUUGUCAUAUGUAUUCCUUAUUUAUGCAGUACAUAAACCUAAUCUUAAAAUGUACCAUAUUAAACCAAGAAAAGAGACCAGGUAAGAUGACAAUUGUUUCAGGGCAAGGCGCUACAUUUUGGAAAUAAAGAGGCUCCUUCACCCCAAACUUGUCUUUUCCUCAUCAUUUCGUUUUCUCUUUUUCGUUCAUAAUUUGUUCUUCUUUUAUUCCUUUCUCAUACAAAGCUCUUUUGUAUUUUCUAUGCUUGACAAUCAAGACAAAGGAUGGAGUUUAAAUCCAGUCCCACUUGCUUGGUCAAGAAAGCCUUUCUAAAAUACUCACAUUUCCAUCCAGUUCCUCCUCGUAUCCGUUCUACAUCAACUGACCUGCAUCAAGCACAUGAGGGAAUUAGAUCCCGUUGCAUACCCUGAGCAGACUUUUUUAUAAUUAUUAUACUGGGACUAUUAGGAGUUGUAUAGCGGGGGCAGCUAAAAAAAAAAAAUGGUUUUGGCUGUGACAGGGUUUUAAGACCAGGUUUUUGGCUUCUGUCCCUUCCUGUGAUGGUGUCUUUCCCUCUCAUAAUUUCAAUACAAUCCCUUCCAUUGAAAGGAAGAAUGUAAUUUAUCCUUCUAUUGUCUAGGUAAAUAGGAUAUUAAGGGUCUCUAUUUGUUAAAGAAUUUUCUAGUAGUAUUAUCUUUGUGCUAAGAUUUUUCUGACUAGUUAAAAUUGAAAAUGGUAAUAACUGUGGUACAGGAUUGAGUGAAAGUAGGGGUGGAAGAAGGUAUCCAUUUGGAAAAGAUGACUCACCACUGCUAGAUGGUGUAGUAAUGUCUUUGGAUGAAAAGUAGGUAUCCCUGUAAUUUUCAAUUAACUGAAUAUAGCUCAUUGUGGGGCGAGUCAGUCUUGAAGAGAUUGUAUUAAAUUUUUAGCUACCCCUCUGGAUAUUUGUACUAUUUCGAUCCCUAUCCAGCCUUUGAGGAAUGAAGAUAUAAAGGGCACCUCAUAAAUGUUAUUGUUUGAGGUGCAUUUUAUACCGACAGACAGGGCUGUCACCUGUGUGUUAUUAGUAAAAGUCACAGAUUGUGGUUUGAAUUGUAGCUAGAUUAGAAGGAAAUACUCAAAAAUAAAACUUCAAAUACACCUUGGUUUUGCAAUGUGUUAGAAUAAUUGUAAUCGUAUUUAUUGAGAAUUUUCAGCAGUAUAAAAUUACAAACAAUGUCACCAAGAGCCACUACAGCUGGUUGAGAUAUUUUAUAUCUAUAUUUUGUAUUUCUUAUUAGACUGUUUCCGCAUUUGCUCCCAUCUGUAAUCCCCUACAAUGUCCAUGGGGGCAGAAAGCAUUUACUGGAUACUUGGGCUCUGACAUCAAGAAAUGGGAGGUGAGUUUGUAACACACCAAACACCUUUAUUGCACACUAGUUGGAAUUAUUGUUGUUGGUUUUUAACCAUAUACAGGGCCGUCUUUAACACGGGGCAGCUGCCCGGGCUCAAUUACUCCUGGGGGGCCAGAAGCAGCUGCACUGUGGGCCCCGCUGGCCUAAACCACCCCUCACCCCCUCCCCCCAGCCGGUAAUCCACACAAUAAGGAGGCCCACCAGGUGGCCCAUGCACAAAGGGCCACCCGGUGGACUUCUGUCAGCAGGGGCCCGGUCGCACGCUGAGGUGCUUUAACAGCGCGACCGUGCCCUUUGCUUUUCAGCAGCCAGAUGGGAGGAAGUGACGGCCACACGUCACUUCCUCCCACAAAGAGAGGAGCGCGCGGGAAAGAAGAGUAGGCAGAGUGGAGGGGGGCUGGCCGCACACCUUCAGCCACCAGCAGGGAAGCCAGCCUCCAAACUGGAGGGUGGGUUUAAAACUGUAAAUUGUGUGAAUGUCAGUAUGUCUGUAUGUGUCAGUGUGUGUGUCAGUAUGUCUGUGUGUGUGUGCCAGUUUGUCUGUCUCUAUAUGUGCCAGUAUAUCUGUGUGUGAAUCUGUAUGUUGUCUUUGUGUGUUUCGGUGUAUCUGUGUGUGUGUCUGUGUAUUUGCAUGUGUGUCAGGUUGUGUAUCUGUGUGUGUAUAUGUGUCUGUAUAUCUACAUGUGUGUGUCUGUGUAUAUCUGUGUGUAUGCAUGUGUUUCAGUGUGUAUAUAUCUGUGUGUGUGUAUAUGUGCAUACAUCUCAUCAUUCACACACUAACAAUACACAAAAAUACACCCCUGCAUUCAAAAACCAACACUACACAUAAAUACAUGCUUGCAGUCACGCCAACACCACAUACAUAUUCCAUACAAAAACCUGUUUACAUUCAAACACACAAAAACUGCUUAGUGCUAAAUACAGACCUGCAAACAUGAGUAAAUGGUGGAGCCCCAGCUGUCAAUGAAUUUCUGGAGUUGCACGACAGAUGGGGAUCUACCUUUUAAUCACCCGUGCGAUAGAGAGGCACAAAAAAAUGAUUGCACCUCUCUACUUUAGGUCCGCCACUGCGUUGGGUUGCACGCCUGGGGAGGGGGACAGGGUCCAAGGGGCUACUUUGCCCUGGGUCCAGUCAGUAUUAAAGAUGGCCCUGACCAUAUACAGUAUGCCUAUAUAUCAUAUAUACCAGUGGUUUCCAAACCUUUUAGGUUCAAGGCGCCCUUAAUAUUUCAAUAUUUUUCCAAGGCACCCCAAGUCAAAAUUUCUAGGUUGUAAAUCCGUAUAGCGCUGCCGCAUUUACUGGCGCUAUAGUGUAAUGUACAGUGUUGGUGUUUGAAGGGGUGUUGUAUACAUUUAUUGUGUUUUAAUUCAGGGGUGUGUUUGUAUGUGAUGUUUACGUUUGAUUGCAAGGGUGUGUCUGAAUAUAAUGUUCACAUUUAAAAUGUGGCUGUACAUUUGUAUGACGUUUUUGUGUUUGGGUGUGUUUGUAUAUUUUUUUUAAAUGCAGGGGUGUGUUUGUAUGUAAUAUUUGUGUUAGAUUGCAGAAGUGUGCAUGUAUGUUGUGCCGGUGUUUGACUGCUUGGAUGUAUGCACAUAUAUUCAUGCACAUUAACACAUAGAUGCAUAUAAAUACACUGAUACAUACACAAAAAUUCAUAUAGGCACCGACACAUACACACACAUAGAUAUGCACUCUGACACACUCAAACAUUAAUACAUGCCCACACUAUGAAACAGAUACACACUGACAUAAAAACACACACCCUGACACACAGAUGCACAUACACAGACACAGAAGCCCUGCAGGAUGCCGGGAGGAAGUGACAGGCUGUCACUUCCUCCCAGCCGGCUUACAUUACGGGGGUCCUGUCGCGGUCUUAAAGGACGGCGGCACUCGACCGGAUCCCUGUUGAGCAGUAAUGUUUCCCCGGUGCUAUAAUCAUAGCACUGGGGAAAUAUUCCGCGGCACACAGUUUGGGAACCGCUGAUAUAUACAAUGAAAAACAAGGUCUUUGAUGUUUAAUUCCCUUUAAUUUAUAUUUAUAUUGCAAAUAAAACAUUUUUUUAAUGUAGUGAUGUAAUUUUGAAAGCCUUGGCUUCCCUUUGUGCGUUUUUCUCCAGUGUGGCUAUUACAGCUGUGUAUUUUACUUUUUUUUUUUCUUCUUCCUGAAGGCGUACGAUGCAACACAUCUAGUGAAGACUUACUCAGGCUCCCAACUAGAUAUACUAAUUGAUCAAGGUAAAGAUGAUCAAUUUCUUGCAGCAGGGCAGCUUCUGCCAGACAACUUUAUUGCUGCCUGCACUGAACGUAAAAUACCAGUUGUGUUUAGAUUGCAAGAGGUAAGUUGUAUGAACUGAUAUCAGCAAAACUGUAACAUCAAAGUGUACCCCAUUUUAUCUGUUAAAAGAAAUGCCCUAACAAUAACUGGAAAUGGUUUUAGCACACCCAAUUUUCUGUGUAUAUUGGGGGGAAACCACUUUGUGCUUGGCUGCUAGACUUUUCUUUUCUUUUUCACACGGCAAGAGGGAUGGUGGACUUUUGCAGCCCUAUCUACUAGUGCAAGUUACAUAGAUUUAAUUUCCUGAAUGCUGCAAAUCUACCAUAAAUAAACCAAAUGUUCAUCAUAUAAUGUGUACAAAUAUCAAUUCCAAGUAGGAUGAAACAUUUGACAUAUCUCAGUAAAAAAGAUUUGGUAUACUAUAUUACUUUGUGAUUGGUUAAUAGAUAAGUCACCUAUUUUCUUGUGUUUUUGGUUAGAUAUAAUAAACAUAAUAAAAUUGCACAAACCAUUGCCCACUAGUGUAAGCUGCUGUUUUCCUGCGGGCUUUCAUUUACAAGCCUAUGAGCGAGCUUCAGGGUCACCGCAGUAGUUGAAAAUGAUCUCCAAGUCUUCCACAGUUUUUUGUAGAUUUUUUUUUAAUUCUUCUACUUUCCCAUUGUUUACUUAGAAAUCAUACUGCAAGGAAAUUAGCUGAAUUGUUUGUUGAUAUGGAGGAAAAACACAAUGUCCUAAAGAACACAAUUUGAUAUGUAGACUGCAUGAAACUAUUCGAUAAUUUAUUUUCACAUCAAGCGCUUUUGUGGAAAAUAUUUUAACCCAUGUCCUUGAUUUGUUAGGAGUAAGAAUGCAGUGUUUGUGCUAAAUGUGCUGGAGAGUGUCUUUGUUUCUUGCACAGUUUAUAUGUAUCUCUCCAUUAGGGGAUUUACUUUGUAUAACAACCCUUUGAAUCAAUGUUUAUUGAUUUAGUACUUAAAGGAAUACUUGUGGCUGGAAUAGCUAAUGAUUUGUUAUUGCAACUCCUAGAAUAUAGGCUAUUGAUAAUAUGACGUUUUGUAUAUGUAGAACCAGAAUGAACAGAGAUGCAGAUAGUAGUAGAUGCAUAUUUGUUGAUAUAGUAAUUAAAAACAGUGGAAUUUUGUGUUUGAUAUUUGAUGUGAAAAAUAAAGCAAAUGAGAUCUAAAAGACAAGGUUUUGUUUUUAGAGCUUCCAAUAAAAUGAUUUACUUAUUUAGAAAUGCAUUUAAAAAGUGCACAGUAUGCUUAAAAUACAGUCCAAAAAUCUAUUUGUAUAAAAAAAAAAAAAAAAAAUGGAAUCCUAAUCGGUUAGCUAUAUAUUAUAGACACCAAACAACUUUAGUUUAAAGGGAUCCUGUAGUGCCAGGAAAAUAACCCUGUUUGCCUGACACUCUAGUCUCCUGUAGAGCCCCCCCACCCCCCCCCUCCUUCAGGCCUGAAGAAGUUAAAACCCCUUCAGCCAUAACAGUGUGCCAGAAAAGUUGCCCUAGUCUGCCUGUUAUUUAAAUCCAUCAUAUAAUUCUAAAUAAACUGUCUUUUGUUUUUUUUGUUUUUAGAGUAAUCAAUGUGCAUUUAAAUGUUUGUGUUUGAAAUUUUGUCUUUGAGAUCACUGGUAAAAUGCAUCUCUUUACUUUCUUGUUUCAGGGAUAUGAUCACAGCUAUUUUUUCAUUACUUCUUUUAUAAACGAUCACAUGAAGCACCAUGCAAAGUACCUUCACGCGUGACAUUUUCAGCGGAAAGCAUUGCACUAUUUUACCUAAAAUGGAGAUUAGCAACAACGGUCUUAAGUAGUGCAUUGAUUUGCAUUUAUAAUCUGCUAAAUCUGUCAAUCAAUUAAAUUUGCCAUUGGGAUGAAGUUGUGUUGUGGUUUGAAUUAUUAUUAUUAGACUAUGGAGACGUGAUGUUUAAAGAAGUUGCUCCUGGCAAAAUUUCCACAACUCUGGAACUUGAAGACUGUAAGCUUACUUAAAAUUCUGUCAUUUCAGUAUGAUUUACAAAAAUGCAGAAUUCACCAAAAAAAGUAGUUUAUCUCCCAAAAGACCAUUAAUUAAAAUGGAAGUGUUUCAUAUUUUUGUCUGUUACAUAAAUAUGAGUAAAAGGUAAUUGAUAAUAGAAACCAGGGCACUAAGCUGCUAAAAUGGUUGAUUCAAUAAACUGGGAAUUGAGAGUAUUUUUUGUAGUUGUCUCUUUUGGUCUAAAAGUUGCAUUUCUGCUAGUGACAUACAGAUCCCAUGCUGUGAUCAAAGCUAGUAGAGUACAAACAGAGUGAGACAGGCAAGAUUAGAAACACUUUCACAGGAAUGCCCGCUGUGCAGAAAUUUGGC
This is a messenger RNA of Pelobates cultripes (western spadefoot toad), 47667 nucleotides long. The record is from the annotation of a GenBank genome assembly. Lineage: Eukaryota; Metazoa; Chordata; Amphibia; Anura; Pelobatidae.